This is a messenger RNA of Xyrichtys novacula (pearly razorfish), 59264 nucleotides long. The record is from the annotation of a GenBank genome assembly. Lineage: Eukaryota; Metazoa; Chordata; Actinopteri; Labriformes; Labridae.
AGGUAAACAUGCCGCCUCCUAUAAAAGAAGACGCGGGAUGAGCAGAGAAAUGGUUUCAGUAACAGUAUCCUGCAGCUGCUCCAAACUGACCCGGAGCCGGUUUCCUGAAUGUGAGAAGUUUGCUGGCUCGCUCUUAUUUCGUAAUUGACCUACUUCACUCUCCAGGAAAACAAAAAAAACAAGGGGGGUUAUAUAAGCGAGCAGAGGAAUUUGGCAGAGAGGAGCGUGUUCAGAGUGAGAUUAAUACCUGCUCAGGUAGUAUAAAAACACACCUGCAGCAGAGCUCAGCGCUUUGCCACCUGACAAUGGCUGGAAAUAUAGAUUACGAAGUCAUGUCGGCGGGGAUCCGGGGCAUGUUUUUCAUGCUCACUCCGAACGAAUCAUCCUUUGAGAAAGUUGAAGAAGUUCCUCAUUAUGUGCAGCAGGUGGGUACAACUUUCCUCCACUUCCCUCUCACUCACUCACUCACUCUCACGCAGAAAAAUGUGUUGCCUAUGUGGUGAUCUGAUUCCUCCUGCUGUGGGCAGGAAACCUUAGUCGACCCUCAGCUGCUGUCUCUCACUGCAGGGCUGGAGAAGAGCUGGACUUGGUCAGGGAAUAUAAAACCAGCUCUGGAAACAUGCAUGCAAGGUUUCCAUGUAUGCAAACCAAAACACUGACUUAUCAUUUCGUCAGAAAGUAAUUUACACUUGAUUUAUCAGCAAAAAUGUGGAGUAUUUGCUGAUACAAGCUGCCCUCAUGUGUAGAUACUUCUAGCUUUAGUAUUUCUAAACUGAGUAUGUAUUGAUACGGAAGGAGAAAGGGGCCAAUUGGGAAAAAAUUAAGACUUUUUUGCAAUCUGACUUAUUUUCUCCUGCAGAAUUCAGAGAAAAAUGUCUGACUUCUUGUUUUCACCUCAUAUUUUUUCCUUUUUUCAGAAAAAUGUUAUUGUAAUUCCAAUAUUAUGAGAAAAAAAGUUUGGAUUUUAAGUUUGAAGCCAAUAUUCUGACUUUAAACUCAGACUUCUGUGGAAAAAAGUCAAAAUUUUGAAAAAUAAAUACACAAAACAGCACCUCAGAUUUUUCCAGCCACCCUAAUCUACUUACCGUACUUUUCGCACUAUAAGGUGCACCUGAUUAUAAGGCGCACCAUCAAUAAACGGGUCUAUUAUCAUACAUAAGGUGCACUGGAUUAUAAAGCGCAUUAAGCCAAGCAAAACAGUCAAUAACUCCGCGAGGCUAGGGUAGCUGCAGUGCUCUGACAAGCCAAAAGGAUUUUAAGUACACCUUAUAGUGUGAAAAAUACAGUAUGUUAUAGAUUUAGGCUUUGAAUCUACAGAAGCAAUACUAAUGUAUGACCAAAGACAACACUUGUGAUACCCAACAUAGACAAUAAACUGCAUUUGUGCGGAACAACUAAUCUAAAUACUCAAGUGUUGGUAAAAUUUGCCUUCACUACCUCUAAAUGACAGGAAGAAAAUAUAUAUUUAAAAGAAACACUUCUUGUAACGCAUUUCUCAUUUUGCAGAAACAUAGACAAAAGUAGGAGGAGGAUUCACAGUUAAAAAAGGAAAACUAUCUUAAUGUCUGUAAUUUUAAUUCUUAAUGAUAAAGCUAAAACUUGCUGUACAUUUUGAACUACCAAUAUUAUCAGAAAUAUCUGGAUAUUUGCUCAUAACAUUGAUAAAAGUUCAGGUAAAGCAUUAUAUGUGGAGUUUCAGAGGAUGAUUUGGUGCCACUCUGGGACACAGACACAAUUAGGGAUGGAGGAUAUUAGUAUUGGUGGAUAAUACUGUAUAAAAUUGAUUUCUGUUGCUGGCAGAUGUAGAAAUCGCUGCCAUUAUAUACGCAGAUACGAUGACACAUCAAUUGCUUGCAUGUGAUGUUAACUUAUGCCAACAAGAUUUGGCGUCUCAGCUGUAUGGAAGAGACUGGAACUUCUUACAAAGGAGCAAAUGAGUGUUUAUAGAAGUGUCUGUCUAGUUCAUUCACAAACAAAGGAGCAAAAAUGACUAAAAACUGGGUUAUAAAAAAAAAAAUAAAACCACAGAUUUCAGGAGUUUCUAAAAAAAUUAGCUGAAACUUAUCCCCAAAAAUCAAACAGCUAAAAUAAAGUAGAACACUAAACUCAAUGAGGCCCAGUUUGGGGGGAUUUUGACCUUUUAAUCAGUAUCCUGGAGAAGAUAAGAGAGUUAUCCAACAGGGUUUGAAGGGCAGAGUUUAGAUGACCUCAUAUUUACAACCCAAAGAGGAAGCAGUUUAAAAGAUAAAAGAUUUUAAUUGAAGGAUAUUUCAUGAUUUAAGCCAUAAAUGUGGUCAUGCAUUUAAAGGGGAUUUCUCAAAACAGGACUGCGUCAUCGUUCAGCUCUGCGUUGGUUUGUGUCCUCAUCUUAACCUUUUUACAGCUCGGCCUACAUGACUGCUGUCCUCAUUUGAUCCGAUUUUACUCAUUCAGCUAAAACUGUGAAGACUUGUGAGUUUAAGACAGUUUGAGAUUGUAUGGAGAAGACAGGAAAGAGAGGAAGGACAUCCAAGUACACCAAAUAGAACCCUGUUUAAAAUGAAAAGUGGCAACAACAGCGUGUGCCAGUCCAAUAACAGUAAAGACUACAACUGAUGAACUGUUGUACAUCAUCAGCAAAUGUGCUGAUGUCUUUCCUUUCAUUUUCUCAUGUUUAUAAAGUUGUAGUAAAAUCACAUUCAAAAUCAGAAACUCAAUCUAUGAUUAGCAGCUGUUACUGUUUUGAUGAAAGGUGGGGUAGGUAGGAAUCCGUUAAAGAAGCAUCUUUUUUUGUGGUGUUUAUACAAAAAAACUUUCAAUAUCAUUCAAUAGCUGUUAGUCAUUGAUGACAUUUGGUAAUAUAACGAUAUCGCUGUGUUUUGUUAUGUCUGUGAAGUCAACGUUUUAAAUUUCCGAGCACUCAGCUCUUUUUACUGUAAACAAAGCCGUUCUUCACCUCCCCCAACCUGAUUGGUUGUGAGGCAGACGCUGCUGUCUGAACAUGAUGGCUUUAUUCUAGAAAAAUUAUGACUUUACCAGCACUUUGUGUUUGUUGUAAUAUGACCCCCAAACAUAACAGUACAGCUUGAUUUUCUCAUGAUUUCAUUCCUACAAGAAAAUGUUUUUUUCAGGACUAAAAAAAACUCCAGUGACCUUUACACUUCAUCAUAAGAAAAAUCAACAUCAAUAUCUGUUGAAGAAACAUAUUUAGUUAAAUUUAAAACACAACAGUUUGUAAGUUUGACUUAAAAUGACUGAAAUGUGAAAUCAAAAUUAAAAAGUUACUUUUACUGAGUUUACAGUUGAUUAAAAGCUCCUGCGAGGAACUUUUGUUUUGUGUCACUUUUGGCGUCACCUGUUGACAAAGCGUUAUUUGCUUAUCUUGUCUUUUACAUACUAAAGUCCUAUCUUUUAAAGUUAAUCUAAUUAUUUCGACUUUUAGCCAGUCAAAUGGAUCAGGGAAUAUUUAAUGUGAAAAAUGCUGCCUGGCUGACACCUACCCCCGUCACUCUGGUGUUAGACAUCAUGAAAAACAAUGUAAUCUAGUCCUUGUCGCUCUUUUUUACUUUUAGAUAUAAUGAAAAGGCAUCAGAACAAACUUCUAUUUCAUAAACAUCCUAAAACUCCUUAUAGUGGCUUUGACUUUGGGGGAUCUUGACCUUCAUGUAACAGCUCACUUGGAUAAGGACAGUGUUUACAUGACUUCAUGAAAUUGACCCUUAAAGAAAGGAUUUCAAAGAUACACAGAUGAUUUACACCCCAUCACUUUUCAAGAAUUGUCAAUAGCUUUAUGUGUUUAGCGUGAGAGAAGGUUUAGAUAUCUUCGUCACAUGAGGCAACACUAGAUCGUCACACAAAUUUAAUGUUUUACACAUUAAUUAGCACAAUAAGAGUCCUCUACUACAACUUAAUGUCAUUUUACAGCGUCUGAGAUGUCAUUUACUGCAGCAAUUGUCUGGCGCAGGUUUAACAACAUAUGUUUGUCAUGAGGUUUUAUAGCGCACAUCAGGGGAGGAGGACAAUUACCCUCACAACAGGAGUCCUUAUUAUCCACUACCAAGCGUGAUUAAACAGAUUUGUUAUAGCUGCAGGGCUUUGUGGUGAUACAAGUUUGCAGGGGUGUGUAUGAGCACUUUGUGACUCAGCACUUUGUCAUUAAUUAUUCUGCGCACUGUUGUUCUCCGAUCCCAGCAGGCCUCAUUAAUUCGAGAAGAAAAACAAAAUCUUCUUAUUUCGGAGUUGUUUGGAAUUACGGGUUUUCAGGGUUGUUUCCUGGUCUCUCUGAUUUAAAAGCAAACACAAUGUUUUCCUCAGACAGCGGUGAUAAAAGCCGAUUGUCAGACUGCAUGUUUUCAGCAAACAUCAGUCGUCCAUGACCCCAUAAAAAAGGCUGUUCGGGGAAAGCACGGACAUCUGGUCGACAAAUGUCUUCAUGUUUAAUGUAAUGUCGAAAUAGUGGAGAAAAUAAUAUUAUUGAAUACCACAACAAACAGUUCACAGGGGGUGUAAGUAUGCUGCAUUACAAAACAGGACUCUUUGAUAGUAAUUCCAAGUUUAUUGUGAAAAGAUCAAACUUUCCAAGAGCAUUUUAGGCACAUAACAGAUCAGAACUAUCUAGUUUUAACAGGAAAGGUGUGUCUGCCUCCUGUAUCCAUAAGAGGAACGUUUUUAUUGCAUUGUUAGCAUCACAAAUAGAGUGUUGACACCAUAGUUAACACCUAAACUUAAUUGUUGUUUGGUUAUUUUAGCAUUAAGUCUCGUAAAUUUGCCCGAAAAAGAUUUGUAGCAUGUUGGGAAAAUGUGAAGCUGUGUCCAGAUAAUCUCUAGUCUAGUUUGAACACUCAGAUAUUGAGGUCACCUUUCUGGUUUCAAAUGAAUCAUGGUCACAGUAGAAAACAGUCCCCCAGUCAUAAGGUAUCAGACUAGAGGAGAGAGGAGAGCAGGGAGAAGAGCAGGAGAUGUCUGAAAAAACAAAGAGAGCCUGAAUGAGCUUACAGUCGCCGGGUUAAACAUAACGCUUGACAUUUUAAUAACACAGUGUACAAUGUUGACUCAAUUACAAGUGUUAAUCAUUGGGUGACCAUAUGUCCUCUUUUGACCCAGACAUGUCCGCUUUUUUGGGGGCUUGUCCAGCUUUGUCUGGGGAAGUUUAUAAAAUCCUUCAAAUAUCAGCGGUUCUGUAUGAGAGUUUCAAUUUUGUGUAAUGUGGACUUACCAAGUUAGAAGCGCGUAAAUGACACUUGAUCCAACUUGAAAAACUCUCAAAAUUAGCUUUAUGCAACUCCGUAGUUUUGAGGAAGUCAGAACAUGGUCGCCCUCGUUAGUCAGCCCUCUAGUGUUUUCAUUGUGAUUAAGCUGAACGAAUUAAAGCACGGCCCCUUUCAACUCUGUUAUAUACUGUCUGUUUCUUUUAUGCUUAAUGUCAUUUUCCAGUUUGACGAUUUUCCCACAUAUUAAUCAAUUCAAUCAAUCAUUACAUUUUUAUUUACAUAGCACCAAAUCACAACGGUCUUUGUCCCAAGAUGCUUUCCAAAAGAGCAAGUCUAGACCACACUCAUUGUUUGAUGUACUAAACAGAGUCAACCUUGAGAUGGAACAGAUUUGACCCACCCCAUCCAACAUGAAUGAAGAAAACUUCCUUUUAACAGGCAGAAACCUUGAGCAGGACUAAACUCAUGUGUGGCAGCUACCUGUCGACGCUGAGUGUGGGAUUAACACUCAUUUUAUGUUUGUAAAAGAGACGUUUCGUAAAUGCAACAAAAAUAAUCACAAUUAUGUUUUUUUUGCCAUAAUCAAGCACCAUUAUCUGCAGCAUAGUGGGGAAACAGGCAGAAACCUCAAGCAAGAACAGACUCAUGUUGAACAGGCGUGCACUGUAUGAGAGUUGGAUAACUGUAGAUGCAGAGAGAUAGUUGGAUAGUGAGGAAUGAACAAAAAGUAUGCAUGAAGAUUGGUUUAUUGAUAUCUUCGUCUUAUUAAGAAAACUAUUCAGUUAAAAAAAGUUCUUUAGUAGCUAAAAAUGGCAAUAGAGGACGAAUACUGUGACUACAAAGAUGACAGCGAUGAAGUUAUCCGAGUGGGAGUAACGUGAAAGAAUGAAAGCAAAGGAAGCUCUUUCCUCCCCCUCUGUAUUCCCAACAUGAUGAUCAUAUUUCCCUGCUGAAUAAUUUUGUCUGAGCUGUCAGGACCACAGAGCCACAAAGGUAAAUCUAUCUGCUACAUGAGAGAGAAUAAAUGAGUGAAGUUUUUUUUUUUUUUUGUCCACAUCCAGAAUGAUAAUCUCCCUCUCAGCGGGGUUUGAGGGGGUCUGCCUGUGCUGCAGCUCUGCAGUCUGCUGCCAGAUGUUGGAGCGUUGCGUGUGAUUGCAGGUCCCCGGUGACGCUCUCGCCUUCUGCUUGUGCACACACUUUCACACACACUCACAUCACGCACCUGCAUGCAGGAGGAGAGGCGUUCACAUGUGUAUAAGCAAACACACACACACGCACACACAUGCACGUUUCCUCCCUGGCCACCUGCAGAUGUGCUCCUCCGCGGCCUCGUCACGCCCCUCAUUCCUCGCUCUCAGCAGGGCCAUGUGUCCCGGUUACGACUGCAGCCACUUGGUGGAUGAGAGCCUCGGAGCUAAAGCUAAGCAGCAGGUCUGAAGUCGCAGUCGUGACCUGUUUGCUAACCACGUCCCUCUCUAAUUGGUUCCAUGUUUGACAUACUCAUUAAGAGGUUAUUACAUGUUUCCAGCAGGGUUAGAAUAGAGGCCUGUCACUGACCGCUUGGUUUGUUAUUACCAUUUGUUUUGUCAUGACAAAUUACCAAAUGGCAUCCAUACUGAAAAACUUCUGGUCAGUGCAAGUAUGUCUUACCACUUUUUCUGUUCCCAAAAAUAAAGAAACUGAAGCGGUGUUUUGUACGUAAAUAGAUGGUUAAAGUGAAAAAUGACUUGGAUCAAACAUUCAUCAGCUGUUUUAGUUCAGUGUGUGUUAAAGUCAGUAAUGUGGAAAUAAAUACAACAACUUUUCUUAUGAUUCAGAAGAACUCUUUAUUUUAACCAAGAUGGUCUUAAAGAAUUUUGUUUAAUACAGCAUGAAACAAAGAGAAGAAAAAAGAGCUUUACUCUGAAAAAUUCAUAGAAUGUUUUUUUAAUGAAUUUUAUUCUUGGGCUUUCUGUGCCUUUACCUGAGAAAUUGCAGCUCCAUGAAGUUACUCAGUGGUUUCAUUUUGCCACUCAAGUUUAUGGUUUAUGCUUCUGUGUUGGACCCCUAGACUGUAUAUACUAUGGCUAACUUGGUUCCGCUGUCAGUUCUAUACGGAUUUGAAGCCAAAAAGCUCUCGGUAAUUCCGCAUUUUUUCUCCAUUUCCUGAAACCAACAUUGCGCUGUAGCGUUGUGCGCAUUCGGUGGGAAGGUGGGAUUUAUGACCUAUACUGCAGCCCGUCACCAGAGGGUGCUGUUCUCGGAGUGGCUUCACUCCAUCACUACAGUCUGUGGUUGGACCUAAGCUAUAGCAUACCUAGUAAGGCCGUGUAGUCCUGCACCUAUGCAGAAGCCUGCAUGUGUAGCCCAAUGUGCGCCUUCUUUAAAUGUAACCAUGUGUUGAAAGAAGCAGACAACGAUCUCUGUGAUUGGUCUACUUGGUGGUGGACAUUACAUACACACGGUAUCGCUCUUACCUCUUCAUCAGGGGAUGUUUAGUCUGUCCACUAACAUCUCCCCUCUUUCUUCCUUGGAAUAGUUGCAGCAUAAUCAACUGCUGCACAUCAGGUAUCAGCUUCAACUCAAAUAUAUUAUCCUUGGUUUCAGUUGCCAUGGUUUCCGGUACUCAAAAAGGGAGGGAACGUAGCAGAAUGAGAAAGUAGUGGUGUAUGAGUAGAGUACUGCCUAUGAACGUGUAGGUGGAGUAUUGCAAAGUGACUCAGACUCACCUACACAGAGGUAAGUAGUCGUCUUGACGGCCAGUCUGGUGUAGGAACAGUUCUGAUGAAAAAGCAGAAAUCAGGCUUCUGUCUUGGGUUAUUUGCAUCUUUAGAUUCCACAUAACGUGAAGUAGAGUGAAGCAUUUCUUGUAACUCAGACUGCAGGAGUAGAGAGUAGAAGUUUUCAGACAGUUUCAGAGACCGAUAGUCCAAACUCUAGGACUUAGAUGAGACUCAAAACUUCUCAAGAUCAACCCUGACUUCCAAGAUGAACAACUGGAUCACAAAACUGCUGGCUCAUUUCUAAAACUACAAACGUUUCAGCCACUUCACACAAACAUAGAAGAGCAGACAACAUUACUAGUGGUUUUCAACAUGCAUUUUUUUGCAAGAAGCAGCCACUUCUUUGAGCUCUUCUGACGUGAAAACCAGUUUACUUUAAAGUUAACAGGACAAUUUAGUCCUCAAAUUCAUCUGAAUGGCUUCCUUCUUUCAUAAACCAACAACAGCAAAGACUCAAAGGAAAGUCAUCCACCAUUUAACACCUGCAAAAAAAAAAAACAUGCACAAGCAAAUGCAAAUGUUUAGUGUUAUUCUACGAUGCCAAAUACUCCUUCUUGUGGUCCUUCAGUGUUUUACCCAACCAGUGUGACUGUUUGCCUCUCCAGUUGCUCUCCUCAAACAAAUGUUUGUGAUCUCCGAUCUGCCAAUACACUGUGGCUUUAAACCCGCUGCUUCCACCUCGCAGAGCGAAACAAACAUCACGGAUCGCAAGACAUGAAAGUCCCCGUGCUCUCAGUUUGUCCGCCAAAACAAACAUCUAACCUCAACACAACUGCAAGAGGCAACAGUGGACUUGAAACUGUUGUGUGUUUUUUAACAGUAUGUGACGUUGCUGAAUCACGAUUACAAUUAAAUGUGUAUUUGUGUGUGUUUAUGUGUGCAGGCGACUCCUUUCUUCAUCUUGCUGAUGGUGCUGGAGCUGGUGGUGGGCUUUCUGAAGACAGGGGCUCCUGUGAUUCCACUUGGUGAUGGAGUCACUUCUUUAGCUGCUGGGAUGAUCUCCAGACUCCCAAUGUGAGUGAUUAAGCAGCUCGUCCUUCGGUCUGUCUGAGGACAGCUUUCUUUCCUGUUUUAGGAAGAUACGGCUCUUGUAUCGGUCUUGGAGAUCAGAUUUGUGAAGCGCCUUAACUUAGAGUAUUUUCAUCUAAAAGACUGUUACCACGUCCAGAGUGAGGUUCAGGGAGAAGCAGAAUCAAAUUCCCCUCUAUAUGGUUUUUUGACUGCAAUUAGAAAUUUAUACAAGAGACUGACAAGACAGUAAAACAGAGGAGUUCAGUAUAUACAACAAUGAAGUACACACAAGGAUAAAAUUCAGUCAAUUAUAUCGUAUCAUUUGUAUCAUACCAUGCCAUGCCAAGCCGUAUUGUAUGGUGUCAGUUGCGUUGUAUCGUAUCAUAGCGUAUCGUAUGGUAUCAUAUUAUGUAGUGUAAUAUUGAAGAUAUCAUAUCGUAUCGUCCUAUAUAACACUGAAGAUGUUGUAUCAUCCUAUAAAAUAUUAAAGAUAUUGGAUCUUAUCAUCCUGUGUAAUAAUGAAAGUAUCGGAUCGUCCUAUAUAAUAUUGAAGAUAUAGUAUUGUAUUGUCCGUUAUAAUAUUGAAGGUAUUGUGUCGUAUCGCCCUGUAUAAUACUGAAGAUAUCGUGAUUGUAUCGUAUCUUAUCGUGUCAUCCUGUACAAUAUUGAAGAUAUUGUAUUGUAUCGCCCUAUAUCUAAUAUUGAAGACAUUUUAUGGUAUGGUAUCUUAUCGUAUGGUAUCGACCUGUAUAAUUUUGACAAUAUUGAUUGUAUCAUAUCAUAUCGCAUCAUAUCGUCCUAUAUUACACUGAAGAUAUCGUAUCGUAUACAGAGCAUAUCCUAUUGUAUCUUAUCUUGUUGCGCCAUAUCAUAUUGCAUCAUUUUAAGUCAUGUCGAAUCAUACUGUGACAUAUUGUGUUGUAUUGUGUUAUGUUGUGUCAUAUUGUAUCAUGCUGUACCAUAUGGAACAUACUGUAUCGUAUUGUAUCUUGUCGUGUUGUGUUACAUUACAUUGUUUGGCGCCAUAGCAUGUCAUGUUAUUUUGUUUUAUUUCAUUUCGUUUUGUGUCACUCUCAUCAUAUCACCAUAUCAUCACAAACUUCCAUUACCUGUUUGGUACCGGCUUUUAUGAAGCAGUAGGACAGUUUAUUUCUCCUUAUUUUAAUUUAUUUUAUCUAAAAGUUCUUACAGAAGAAGCUCGAGAACAGCUAAAAAGUCUUUCAAAGUAAAGUACACAGUCCAGCUCAGUGUAGCUUUCCAAUUUGGUCUAAUCGGUAGAAUUCAGAGUCGGUGAGGGUCUUAGAGUUGAUUCAAUAUCUAAGAAGUAAAUAUUGCGCUGACAGACGACUCUGGUUGUCCCGCCCUCCAGGUUGCUGGUUCGAGGCUGUGAGCUGUCUGCGUACAUGUUCGUGUGGGACAGGUACCGCCUGAUGGAGCUGCCCUGGGACUGUGCCUGGACCUGGUGGUUCAUGUUCUUGGGCGUAGACUUUGCCUAUUACUGGGUUCAUCGUUUCGCUCAUGGUAGGUACCGGCAUGUGACACACCACCUGCACAGUAGGAACAAGAAUCAUGACCCAGAAGUGCAGCUUAACAGGAUUUCUGAUGAUAGAUGAGAGACUAGAGUAUCAAUGCCUGGGAUCAAAUCUGCAAAUUGUUGCUUUAUUCCCUUUUAUGCUGCUUAUGUUCCCGUUUGUAAAGCAGGUGUUUACAGGUGGCUGUUUUUCUGCUGCAGCUCACUGUACGACUCACACUUGGCCCACUUUGCUGCCAGCCUGUGAUUAGAUUGUGGAACAAAUUAGUUACGCUGCUGUUUUUAGUUGCUGCAGACUCAAGACAAACUUUACAGAGGACGGUGGUUUCGCUCAAGGUUUCCCUGCACAGAGCUAAACCACUUUGACAUGACCUAUUUCGGAUACUGACUCCUGGUUUUUAUAGUAACUCUUGCAUUAUUAUGAAUUACAGAGGAAGCAGAAGUGGUUCUGAACUAACAUUUUUCAAAUUAUAUAAAAAAUUUUGUUGUUUUAAACAUUAUUUUCACCUAAAACUCAAAACAGAGGAUAAAAAAAGAUUAAUUGCCAAAAUAAAUCAGUGUUUAGGAAUUGAUAAACGUCUUCGUGGGUUUUUGACGAAUCAGAAUCAAGUAUUUAAUGUCUAAUCAAAACUUUACAAUGAGUUUGACAUAACUUUCUUUCACUGACAAUAAGGAAACCUCAAUACUUCUGAUCACCUUAUGCUGCGUUUGUCCUCUCAGUGAUAAGAUUUUGACUGUUGGAUCACUUACCUGUAUAAUAUGUCCAGCUACUGUCUCCAAACAGACCCCUUUUUUACCCUCCCCCCCUAAUGUGUCCCUCAGAUAGCAUGAGCAGAAAACUACAAAGUGAUGUGCUGAUAAACGGUUGUAAAAUGUUGAUUUAGUUGCCGUCCCUGCAGAGACAAACCCCGCAGAAACACACAUCAUGCUUCCCAGGACUUUUUGAAGGAAGCAAUUAUUUUUGAGUUACAUGCAGCUGCUGCGGAGCUGCGCACAUGUGAGAGGUCGUGGUCUCCAGAGGGCUGUGGUCCCGCAGCUAGGAGAUGUACGCUGUCACGGCUCUAAAGCUGCAGCAGCGUCUUGCAGCAUCACUGUAAAAACCAGGAAUAUAAAAUGCGUGCCAGACGCGGUAUUUCUGCAGAUGUUGGUCAAUAUUUUGCCAUGUGCUUUGGCUCGCUGAUGCACAUGCCAGCUGCCCGCCUGCCACACAGCGCACCGGAAAAGAGGCGUUUAUUUGUGGCCUGCGCUGAUGUUUAUUUGUGUCAUUGGCUCAUCAAGCUGCCCGCCGCCUGGUCAGUGUAGUUUUAGAUGAAAGUCCACUGCGGCUGCUGGUGUUAGGACCUGGAUAAACACAAACUGGGUUUGUUUUCUGCCUUGGCUGGAAAACAGGAGGCCUCCAUGACUCUGAGGUGAGUGAGGACGUUCUCACUAAAUACUAGGUGGAGGUUGUUUUUGCUCUUUGCACACCCCUCUCUUUCUGACACGCAGUGAAAGCAUGCUUGAUAUUACUGCUGUCAUCGCGGCGUGGCGAGGUUGUGUCUGUAAUUCCUCUUGGGAAAACAAUGACGCCUCCCUGCAGAGGAGGUCGGUUAAGCGGAUUUGGGAGCAUUUUGCUGCAUCAGAUUGGGAUACCAUGCAUUUUCUCUAGCUAUGAAAAAGUUUAUACCUCGGACAGAAACAUCGACUUGAACUUCUCCAACCUGAUGACGACACUUGUGUUUGUCUUGUAUCUGUCAUCUCCCAUAACGUGAUCAGAGCUGCACUGGUAGCCACAAACUGAGUCCCUUACAGUAAAGGCUAGCACUUAAUAUUUCUGCUUUACCUCCAUAUUUCAUUUCUGAAUUUCACAACCAAAAGGAAAAAUCUGUGUUAAUAGGGCAGUGUGUGUUUACACGCAAAAUAAGACCAAGGACAGUAAAUGCAUCACGGUGAUACAGGUGCGUUGACAUGAAGAAUCAAUAUUUGAAACCCUUGACACCAAAGUGAUUAAAUCCAAAGUCUGAAAACUGAACGUGACCUUGGUGUGAAGUUUACAGGGACGAGCCGACACAAAAACUGGGAGUGAAUUCCUUGGAUCCAGAAUCACAUAAAAAUGUCAGUUUGAAGACUGAAUGAUCUGAAAGUGAAAGCAGGAAAACUUCUUUAAAAUACAUUUGAAAUGUUAUGAUCCACAUUUUGUUGUUUUUUUACUUUUAAACAAACAGGACAGACAGUCUGCUCCGUGAUUCUUCCUUGCAGUCUGCAGAAAAGUUGUCAGUUUGAACUGUUUUAGUUUUUUUUUGCCUGUGACGUAACAAGUUACUUUAAACAAAAACAUUUGAAGUUGAUUCGAUUGGUUUUUAUUUCUUGCUUUCAUAGGUCUUCUUUUGGUGUAUAUCCAGUUUGUAUAACGGUACCAUAAAAUCUAAAUUUAUGCUAAAAUUUGGGAACACUCUGGCGUUCUCUGCGGAAACAGUCUGGCGUGGUUUCGGUUUCUGAGAUUUAAAAACGUCCUUUUUGUAUUUUGUUCUGAAUACUGACAUGGAAAAGCUCACCCGUCUCAUUUAUGGAUGUUUUCCGGGCUGGUCAUCCUCUCCGUGACCUUUUUACUAGAAACUCAGCGGUUAUUUUGUCUGCUGACUGAUAUUCAUUGAGGCUUUUAUGAAGUGUGUGUUCCUGCCGUUGCCCUCUCCGUCUGAUGAUGACGUCUUCAGUAUCACGUACCCUCUCGGUUCCUUCGGUCUGAAUACUUUUAUAUUUAUGCAGCACAAUCAUUUCUGUGUCUCAAAACUUUCCACUUACUUUAUUUCCUCCUCUUUCAGCCUGUUGGGGUUGUUAUUAUGGAACUUUGUGGAUAAUUGUCUGGUGCUGUGUGCCCGCAGGAUAUAAGUUUUCCCGUUUGUUACCAACGUGAGGCGGCUUUCCCCGACCGCAGCGCAGGGCCAGCACGGUCCUCACCCCUCACUCCGGUCAGCCGAGGUCAUCUCGGUCAACCAGAUUCUGACCUCUGGCUCUUUCCACAGCGAGGUUCAACCAAAAUAUUCCAGUGUGUGGGAUGAAAGCCGCCUGUAAUGAAGCUCGGAGGAGUGACACAGAUGUAGGAUGUGGGAAGAAAGUAUUUUUCUGCUGUUUAAUGAGUGUCGAAUCAUCAUGUAACCUCUCUAUCUCAUUUCACUGGACUCAUAUCUUGAAACACCUUCAAUCCAGCCUCCAAACAGCAGGAAUAAAACAUGCCAAAUCCUAUUGUGUCGAGACAUGUGAGCUAUAAAUCCCAAUAUUGCAUCAUAAGGGAAAAGUUGCUGCAGAAAUCUGCAAAAGGAGGCAGAAGUGACAUCCUCUGCUGGGAAAUCUGAAGCUUAUUAGCCUCAGUGUAAAAUAUCACUUUCAGUUUGACCACUUUUAUGGCCCUUAUGUUCAUAUUUUCCCUCUUAAGACUCCCACAUGAAAGAAAAGAGAAAUAUAAUUACAUGGAAAAUCUCCUUGAAAGGCCGUCUGGGUUCUGGCUGAUGCCAUCUCCACGGAGGUCACAUGACUGCUUGGCUUCGCUCUCUCCAGACGCUGAGAUCUCAGCAGCAGAUUGAGAGGGCACAGAGGUGCACGCUGUCUGAAGGAUAAAAUUCAGGAAGUACGGAGACAAAAUAUUUGUGACCUUUUCUCGGUAUGGGGUUUAAAUGUACAGGAACGAGCAGCAGAUGUAGCGACAGCUGGAUUUAAUCUGGAAUUUCAAAUAUUUGAGUGACCUUUGUCGUUGAUCUAAACUCUCGAUAUUUCUGUUUACUUGAACUCUUAUGCCUGGUGCAUGUCCCAGAUCCAUACAGUGUAGCUACAGUCAGCCCUACUUACUCAGGUUCCUCUGCGGGUUACAGUUUAAAGAAGUUCAGGUUCAAGUUUUAAUGGCUGACAGACAGAAAGUGGAACUCUUUAACUCUGUUUAGUUUGAUUUAUUAAAGUAUGUUCAGCUUUACAGAAGAACAAACAGACAGGUGGUAAAACCUCUUUUACACAUGCGCUUUAUUCCUAAAAAUGCUCCUGUGUGAAUGAAAACAGUCCAGUUUUUCAUCUUGAUCUUUGACUAAGUUUUCUUGAAAAAUUGUUCAAAUGUGUCGAUUAAACAAAGAGAAAAAAAAGAUACAAAACGUUUGAAAAAUGAAAAAAAAUGUUCAAAUUAAAAGUAAAUUAUUAAAACAGAAGUCCGUUUGGUUUUCUUUUUUGUAUUUCUAAAUAUUCAAUCUUGUUUUUUAAAUUAAACAAAUUCAAAUACGAAUAAACUGCUAAAAUCUUUUCUUUCUUAAUUCAGCUCAUCUUUGUAAUUGUAACACCUUUUAUACAAACAGGCUUUUUGAAGCGCCUCUCAUAAGAGCAAGAACUUAAAUGAAGCACUAAGUUGAGGACAAAAGAAAAAAUGUGAGAAAUAUAUUAAAAAAUAGUAGAAAAACAAUCGAAAGUGAUAAAUUAAUACAGUUAUAUCCAUAAAAAGUUUCAUUUUGUUUAUUUUUUGGUCUGAAGAGGUAAAAGUCCAACUUUGUAGAGGUUUAAAUAUUGAUAGAAUAUGUUUGGCUUUACCUUAACUCAACUUUACUCAUAUUUCAUCUUUCACCACAGCUUUAGAGAGAAAUGAACAGAUGGAAACACUACAAAUAGUUAAAAUAAACUACAUGUAAAAUGUUUGAAAUCAUUGCACAUGUAAGUCAUCAGUUAAAUAAGACAAAGUUAACAAUCUAUGUCCAAAGGCAGCUAUUUCAGAGGAAUAAAAAAGUACUUUCACUUGAAGAAAAGCAGGAAUGUCUCUUGAUGACCUGGACUUUAACUGAAAUGGUAAAUCUAAAUUUAAAACCAAGUCAGAGUAAAAACAACAUCCUCCCCUAAGAUGUUAAAUAACAAACCCUGCUAUAGUGGUUUAUGUAUUAACAGCAGCAGAACUCACCUUAUUUAAACCGCUGGGUUCAUUAACCUGAAGUUAGACCAGAAUCAAAAACAAACUCCAUUUAUCCAAAACUUCUCCUCAGUCAGACAGACUAUAUUUGUUCAAACCUUCUACAAUCUGAACCCGCCUGGAAGCAGAAGCCUUUAGGGGAGCUAUAGGAUAACUUAGUUCAGAUGCGGCCAUGUUGUUGACAGGCCUGUUGAUUUUGUUUAUUCUAACCUCGUAUCGCAAACACCACUAAUAGCAGCUCUGCUCUCAGGCAGCAUCUAUAUCCAGGCAGAGGCCACUAAUCAGUCAGUCAGCUGUCCGAACGCUGAUUAUAUGUGAGGUAAUGGAGUCACGCAGCAUCUGUCUCGCCACACUGACCGUGCCGGGUUACACUUUUAGCUCAGACACAUCAGAGAAAUCCUGAACAGCGGAAUUUAGAGGAUUUAUCUGUCAGGGUUUGGAAACAUAACAGUUAAAGUUGAUAGCAGUCGCUUUCUCUCGGAUGCCUGCUCACACUCAUGGUACCAGGGCCCGCUUGGUCAGAGGGUUUAAACUGGACAAGAAGGAUCCAGAUUUGGAAAUCCAUCUCUUUCUAUUCUGGAUCAAGACAUCAAGAUAACUUUAGACAUAGGAAAGUGGACUAAAAAAACAAAACACAUGUUUGUGUACAAAACACAUGAUGUCCAUGUCACGUCAUAUGAUUCACAUCCUAAAAAUUAUAUCUAAUAUCAUAUGAUACAAAAAUCCUAUCGAAUCAUAUAUCAUAUCAUAUCUCAUAAAUUAUCCUAUCAUAACAUUUUGCAUCAUAUUUUUUCAUUUAUCAUAUCAUAUCAGAUCAUAUAUCAUAUCAUAUCAUAUCACACAUAUACCAUGUCGUAUCAUCUAUCAUAUUUUGUCAUCUAUCUUAUCACACACAUGUCAUAUCAUGUCAUAUCAUAUCAUAUCAUAUCUGUAUCAUGUAUCAUAUCCUAUCAUAUCAUAUCAUAAAUCAUACUAUUCUAUAUCAUUUUUUGUUACAUGUCAUAUCUUAUCAUAUACCAGAUUUUGUUAUAUAUCAUACAAUAUAUAUCAUAUAUUUCAUAUUAUACAUAUAUCAUAUCAUAAUAUAUCCAAUAUACCAUAUCAUAUAGUAGCAUAUCAUAUAUCAUAUUUUGUCUUGUAUCAUAUAACACAUAUCAUAUCAUAUGUCACACAUAUAUCAUAUCAUAUCCUGUCAUUCAUCAUAAUUUGUCAUAUAUCAUAUGACACUCUUAUCAUAUCAUUUCAUAUCAUACAUAUAUCAUGUAUCAUAUUCUCUCAUAUCAUAUAUCAUCAUUUUUUUAUCAUGUUUUGUAAUGUAUCAUAUUAUAUCUUAUCAUAUAUCAGACUUUGUUGUAUUUCAUAUAAUAUUACACUUAUCAUAUCAUAUCAUAUCAUAUAUCAUAUAUCAUCAUUUCUAUCAUGUUUUGUUAAAUAUCAUAUUAUAUCAUAACUUAUCAUAGGGUAUUGUGAGUCUUGUGUUUUGUCUCAGUCUGUCUCACAGCCUCAUCUCUGUAUCAUACUUUUCUCACACCUCACUUCUUCCUCUCUUUAUUCGCUGCCGUGUCCGCACGCCUCCUCCUGCUCUGCAGACAGCAGCGGUUGUUCAGACAAACAGAUGUGCUCAGCACUUCGCUUGUCCUCCGUCCCCGAGGACACCCAGCUGAUGUGGAUGUUAUUGUUUUAAGAGGAGCUGCUCUUGUCUGUGUGGCAGAGUGGAGGGGUUGGGGGGGGAUUAACCUGCCCCCCAGGCUCCAUAAAUCUUUACAGUGACGGCAGGUUCCUGGCCUGGUGCAGGGUGCAGGGCUGACUAAAGAAUCCGGGUCCCCCUCUUGGUUAUGUCGGUGUGGUUUGGCCAGGAUGUAGAGGGGUCUCGCUCUCGGCAGCAAAACAGAGCGAGAGAGGCCUCAUGGGAAGAAGAGAUAACAUCAACAGUGAUCUACAGGUCACCAUGCUUUCACUCUCUGUCUGCUGAGUGUGCGAUGAAAGAGAGAGGGAUUGAAGCUAGACUCAACAGAGGUUUAAUGUCCGCGGGGUCUGUGCGUACAGAGUGUACAGAGCGUAGAGAAAGAAGAGCAUGUACAGAUCAUGAGGAGGGUCGGCAGAGGCCAAAGUCCGGCUGUCUGCUGCCCUCGUGUGCCCCUCUCACUGUAUGGAGUAACUUCCCCUCUGUCAAAGUGUUGAUGGACGAGGAGGUUUCCACUGCUGACUCUGCAAAUGACAAAACUCAACUGAUUGGACGGAUGAGGUGUAAAGAUGGAUGAUGAUCAGUGGUGGUGACUCAUGUACCUUACAUUUGUACAAACACCUAUUAAUUUAGACAUCGGCCGAUAUCUGAUACUGAUCCAGUACUACUGUUGAAUGAGUGAACUGUAUACUUUGCCCUGUGACUGAAGGCAUCAGGCUUGACAAAAAAAGGUAACAAAUUAACACAGAUAUAAAUUUACCAUAUAUUAUUUAUUAAGAAUAACAAAUUGCACAUUAACACAGAGCAAAAAGAAGCAAGAUUUCCACGUAAACAUUUAGUGCAAAAGGAUAGAAAGACAUAGAAUAGAGAGUGAACAGAAUGGCUGUGUUGCUGUGUAUGAUAUGGAUCGGAACGCUGGAUCGGCGUCAUUCAUCAGGUAUCCGAUCCAGUUAAUUUGUCAAUAUCGGAGCUGAUAUUCGAUCCAAAUAUUUGAUCUUGCAUCCCUAAUAGUUAUGGAUAAAAACUUCAAUUUUUGCCUGCUCUGAUCUGCUAGAUGCCCCUAAAUACUACAGACUGUACCUUUUAAGACGUCUCAUAGAUCUACAGCUCUGGAUAUCAGUGUGUGAUGGUCAGCAGAGAUGGGAUCAUGAUUAAUCCAAACAGAGUGUCAAUAUAAUGAAGUCUGAAAGAAAAAGCCACUUUCCAUCACGCUUUGCGAUCUAUACUUAGUUUUUACUGGUGUUUGUGGGAGCUGUAAGUGGGCCUGACCGGGGUGAGUGUGUUUGGUUUAGAGUGUGUGACUGAGCUGUGUGGACAGCAUGAAGUAUGGCAGCAGCGGAGGGGAGUCGGCCCACCGUCCCACUGAGUCCACUGCUCACUGUUUGGGUUGGCAUCCCAUCCAAGAGCCCGCCAAUCCAAACACUGGAGGGCCGUUCACACGCCAUUACCCCUGUGAUUGACAGGUCGGCCCACCACUCAGAGGUUCUGCUCGGGGUUUUUGUUUGUGCCAGGAUUUUGUCGCUGAGGGUGAUGAUCAGGCAGCAGAUUGAUGAAACGGUUUCAUACAGUUCUGGUUGUUUUAAAGAGUCAGUUGAGAUCUCCUUUAAUGCCGACUAUGUUUCUUUUUCACCGCUCCUACUUUCUUUUUAUGGUAAACUGAUCAGGCGACUCUUUGAUAACUAUCGGCCCUUACAGCGAGCUCGUACUCGAGUGAAUUUAUGGAGCUCGGUAGGACUUUGGUUCUUGGGUUUAUAUGACUCUGGUUAUGUAAGCACUCUCCUGACAGGCUUGAAGUGGAUGUAAACAGACUGUUAAAGCCGAGCUCAGUCACAUUACAUGACUGAUUAUGACUUAUAGGCCCUGAUUAUGUGUCGUGAUAUAAUUCAACUGUAACCUGAAAGUGAAAGAUUACAUCACCUUGUUGCUGUUAGAGCUCGUCUCACAGCAUGGAGUUCAGGUCGUAGAUGCGGGGUCAUUAGAGGAGGAUAUUGAAGGUAAUGUGACAUUAUAAACUGGGUCAUGACAGAGCGUUUUAAGCUGUAUUUUCAUGCUUUCACACGGGCCACAGACUGGAGUAAAAUGCAGCAUCUUUACAUAACAGUUUAGCCAAAUCACUCCCUAAUUUGUCCUCACUUUUUUCAAGGGAAUAGUUGAUGUGAAUGUUGUUUAAUUGCACUUAUCCUCUCAGAAAACAUGGCCUGUACUCUCUGUAUGUGGAGUUCAUCAUCUUGGCUGAAUAAGCCUCCACGUGUCUCUUAAUUUGAGGGUUUCAAAGAGGUGUGGUGUUGUGUUUUGCAUAAUAAACAGAAAAACCUUGCAUGCUAACCAGCUUACUCUAUUAAAGCAGCUCUUUGGGAUCAAGCCAGUCAGUUUUAUCACCAAAUUACUCACUAUUCACCAAGAAUAAAGCUUUGAGUUCCCUGAACAACCCCAAUUAAUCUUACAAAUAAAGAAAAAAUCGGAUAGGCAGUAUAAUUUCCUUUCAUGAAGACAAUUACAAACUGUUUUCACAGGCAAUAGCUUUAGAUGUGAUUUUUCUUAGCUCAUGCAGUGACUUCCACCACAGAGUCAUUUCUGCUUCAGAAAUCCUGACCAUCUUUUAUUGGUUUUUGACGUCAUCUCCUUUGUGCAGAGAUUUCUAAUGAUAUAAAACUAUAAACCGUAGAUGAUAUAAUCCCCACAUUUCUUGCAGUUUUACACUCUGGAACUUUACUCUGAAACUGUUGAACUAUUUGCUCACACAGUCUCUCACAGAGUGGACAGACUUUGUCCACCUUUGCUCCUUGAGACUCAACCUCUCUUUAUUUAUGCCAUUUUUAUUCUCAGUCAUGUUACUAACAUGUUGAAAAUUAACCUCAUUAUUUCAGAUAUGUUCUUUUAGGUGUUCUUACUGCAUUAUACAAGUUUUUCCGAGUUUUAUUGUCCCUGUCCCAACUUUUCCGAAGGACGUCACCAAUAUCAAAUUUAAACUCUAUAUAUUUAUUCUUAUGAAACAAUCAAAAUGUCCAGUUUCAACAUUUUACAUGUUGUCUAUACUCUAUUCAAAGUCGCCUAGAGGCUUUAAGUGGUUAUUUAACCAUCAAAAUGUGAGUAUCCAACCUUUGUAGAACCAGUAUUGUGAGCUAGUUUGUGACAAAUGCUGCUACAAGUCUUGCAGCAUAUUCCUAAUCCCAACAAACAGAGUUCCUACAGAAGUAUGGAAAAAUAUUUAAAUAAUUUGAUAAAUUUCCAGGUCUUAAAAAGUAUGAAAAAUGAAAAAUAUUGAAUGGAAAAAUAUCUAUGUUUCCAGACUAUUACCACAUUUCUAAAAUACUGUUUUCUAAAAUAGAAAAAUAGGUAUUUCCAAAAAGAAUUCUAAUAAGUAGGGUAUGGAAAAGUAUGUGUAGGAACCCUGAACAAAAAAUAAGCUAACACUCUAGAUCUGGCUAAAUAACAAAAUGCUGAGUCAUGCUAGUUAGCAUCACAAAGAAACUGAAUUUCCUUUUAUUUUGCCUCGGAAAGUAGCUUGAAUAUCAACAAUUAUUAUAAAACUAGUCAAAUGUAAACAAAGUAGGCAAGGUAAUGGCUUGAAAUGUUUUAGUGUUCAUAUUAGAAAAGCAACUUAUUCAGGCGCUGUUGACAUUAGGGUUUAAAUGCACCUUUAGCGUACUGAGGCUAACUUGUUGCAGGGGUCGCUAAUUUGACUCCCGGCAACAACCCUUUAACAAAAUUUUACAAAAAAAUGACAUAAAAAAAGCAAAAUAUUUACCUAAAAUGUGAUUCUCCUCUUCGUUCUCUCAUUACUUGCAGGUUAGCUCGCCUCCGCCAAAAAAAAAAAAAAAGAGGGAUUUAAGUGAGUCGUCCAAUACCAGCGUCUUUAGAAAGUGAUCCUACAGAGUUGUGUUUCUACAUCAUUCUUGUCCAAUAACAAUAACUCUCUCAGUAGGUGGACUUUCAUUUAUGUAAACAGAGUUUUAGGUUUUAAACAAACAAAUAAUGCUGUCAUGUCGUAGUGAGAAAAACCUCGUAAAAGCAGCCGUAUAAAUGUCCGUCACCUGAUUAGCGAGCACUCAUCCUUGUUAUUCCUGAGAAAGCGUGAGUUGAGGCUCGCUGGAGGCCUGAUGGAAGUGCCGUCCUCAGCAUUUCCCCGCUCUGGAUGGGAACGCGGACUCUGUGGCAUUGGUUCUCACCAUUAACGGGGUUUCCCUCCUGAAUAGGCCCUGCCAAACUAUGCAGCGUCCCGCCGAGUGCAGAGAUGAGGACAUGGGCUUGCAGUGAAGCCUAGCCGUUCUUACUUCCUAUCAGUGACAAGCGGCAUCAAUCUUGGCCUCCCUCAGUCCUGGACCCUGCCAAGCGCCAUUCCAGCGAGGAGCGAAAAAAGGGAAACGACUCGGGGCUGCUGGAAUUAAACAAAGGCUGGAUUAUCCUCUGAAUAUGUCUCUUAGCGGGACUGUUCAUCUCUGUAUCCCCCGCGGUUCAGAGAGGAAGAGAUGUCAUAAUUUUUCUGUUUAACUGCCGUCGAUGCCAUAAGUCUUCUUCUCCCCCCUCACCGUUUGCCUUUGGAGGGCAAAUAAAGCUGGAAAUAAAAUCUAUUCUCGUUAAACUCAAUUCGACAAAUGCCAUCGGACAUUUAACGUGACACUCCUGAAAAAAAAACCUCUGACAGUUUGUCUCCAACACCUGCAGAAACUCAGCAAUAUCCUUGUUAAAUAACCGAGGUGCAGAGUGUUGUUCAGGAGCACGCUUACGCUGAGCUUUUUGGGGUUUCCCUGCACACUUCAGGGAUUCCUCUUCAGCUUCACUCAGAGGAAACAAGUCUGGACAGGCCGUGGUGAUCUGCUGCUCUUGUUGCGCUCACCCUCAGGUCUCUGCUGUGUAUUUGUUCAGGUGUAACAGACCCUCAACCCGUUUGGUUUUACAACUGAUGGGUCUUUUGAGUGAUUUUGCUGCAGAAUUGCUCUUAACACGCGGCGCUCCUCAGGAUACUAUCUGCUUUAAUUGCUCUGGAGUCUUUCCAGCGGCCCCACAGAUAAUCUACUGUGAAUAUUUUAUGUAGAGAUUGUGGUAAAAACAGGGCUGUUUCUUCAGCUGCUUGGCUGACACCUACCCCCUCCUACAGGUUUCCUCACUGGAGCUUUAAGGCAUCCUUGUGUUUUGGGAUUGCAACAGACUGGAGAAAUUUAACUGGCAUAAACUACUCAACAUUGCUCAGAGGGUAGAGGAGAGGAGAGGAACUAAACUCAGACCUGACAGCUCACGGUGUUCAAGAAUGCACACUCACAGCGUCUGGUACUGAAGUCUAUUCAUUGGUGCUGCGAUUAACUCAUGCACACACGUGUUGGUUUCUUUUCCUUCACUCUGCACCUUCUGCUUCCUCUGCUGCAUGCACCCGCUCACAAUUCACUCACUCUCUAAGUAAUCACUGCAAAGAAGACCUCCUUUUGUGCAUUAAAACUGCUUUAUUCUGCUUACAUUUGGAGGUAAAGGAUAGUUUAGCAUCUCUGAAAAUGUGCAUUUUUGUUUUUUGCGGUAUGGUGGAGGAAGGUUAGGGUUCGGGGAAUCACUUUUUAGUAAAUAUAGCUGAAAAAAAACAACAUUCAGAUGAUGGUCCAGUAACAAGGACAGAGUGAGUCAUCUUAAGGUUGCAGAAUCAGUCUCCAGUGCUUAUAAAGUUCACUAUCUCGUUUAUGAAAGAGGAUUUUACCUGCAUUUGCACUCUUCAGGAGUUCCAAUUUGGUUACUUUUUCCAUAUACAGAUCCUUCAUGCAUGAAAAUAUCAUAGAAGGCAUACGUAUUUGCAACAUGCCAACCAGGGGUCAGAAUUAAACAACAAUGCUCUGCUGGCUUUUGUAAAGCGUUUGCAUCAGUCUGACUCGCUUCACCUGUACGCUUUACUCAUAGGUUGUAACCCAAACUUGACAGCUGAGCAGUCUGGGAGCUUUUAAGAGAACAGUAAUGGCAGCAGGAGUGUUAGUUAAACUACGGUGUUCCAAAAGGGACAAAAAGGCAUGAGAAAAAGAAAUGAAUACAUCUAUUUAGGGUCACAUUCAUUGGCGAUUGGCGCCUCAACACUGACAGCCCUAAUGAGGGCAAUUAUCUGGUAUAAAUAUAUAAAUCAUGAUUCUACGAUAUUGCCGAUUUUCUCGAUCUAUAGUUUGCAUUUUUUACACCAGAGAAACAGUUGAAUGAUUAUGAUUGUCUGCUGACUAUUCCAAGAACCAUAUUUCCCCAAAAAUACAAAUCACAUGUAAGUCAGUUUUUAAGAUUUAUUCUUAAAUUUAGGUAAAAAAAAACAAUUUUUGAAAAUAAAAAUCGAUUUAAAAAUUAUACAACAAAAAAUUCCGAUACUUAUGUGAAUUGAUUUUUUCUCCCACCCCUAAUAAAUACCUGUGUUUGUUCAUAUCUCAAUAUUUAUUUUAGAAUAAAAGAUUAUUAAAUAACAUCCUCUUUCUGAUAUUGUGCAGCCCUGAUAUAUUUGUCAUGCCAGAGUGCAAACAAGCUUCUGCCCAAAUAUGUGAAACUACUUAUUUUAUAUGGGAAGAUAUUUGGACUGAUGUGACCAGUAAAGAUGUUUGGAUAAACUUAAAAAAGCAUCAAGCCAAAAAUCUGGAUUUGUGUCUAUAUUGGAAGUAAAACUCCUUCUCUGAGUCCUUAUAUUACAGCCUCUCAAACACCUAAAUACGACCGCAUUCAUUUUAUAGUUUUAACUCGACUUUAAUUGUUUGAUAAUUGAUCCCUCAAUCACACAUCAAGGCCGCCUCAUAAAACUCGACCCCUCUUUCAAUAACUCCAGCUCCCUUUUAUCGUAAAUAAUACAUGUCACUCUACAUGGUCUAUACGGGCUUUGUGGUUCGGCGAUAUUUGAAGGUUACUGUUCUCUGUUGUACGGCUGCAGAAGCCAAAGUGGACGAGAGGUGCCAAAAAGCACAGACCAGACGGGGUGGUCCGGAAAGCGGCCCGGAGAUCCAGUGAAACUUAACAAGCAUGUUCCCUUUGGAUGUAAAAAUGAAGUGUAACACAGAUAUUAAUGUAGCAAGUAUCACAACACAGCGGAGGAAUGUAAACUAGAGCGCUGGGACACCAAGCUGGACGCUAACCAGCUGCAGCCCAGGACCCCCUCAGUCAUAAUAACCUGAACCCACCUCCCCAAACUGGAUGGCCGGCUAAACUCAAGGCUCAGCUUUUCAUCACGGCCGUCCAGGAGCGAGGCCGGAUCGACUCCUUCUGGGUGUAAAAGUAUCUGGUUUCUUAUCUUGGGAGGACUCAGGUUGAUUUUUGAGAUAAAUCACCGCUAAAGACAGCCGAGUGUGCGCGAGGGUUCAAGGCCCGGGUGUGAAUCUCAUGAAAGUUGCAUGGCUGCUGGAGGACAUUAAUGAGCAGGUGGAGAACCUGAUCGGCUCCUCUGAGAUUUGGACUCUCUGGCAUCAGUAUGAGCUGAAUCUGUGUGUGUGUGUUUUCUCUUCACAGAGGUGUCCUUCAUCUGGGCCGCUCACCAGGUUCACCACAGUUCAGAGCACUACAACCUCACCACGGCGCUCAGACAGUCCCUCACACAGCAGUUCACUUCAUGGGUAAGAUACCGCUUUCUAAUAAACCGCUGAGCCUCCUCACCCUCCUCAGGAUUAAUGACUUUUCUUUGCCCAAAAAGCUGUUAAAAUCACACCAGUAAACCCAUCAUCCAACAUUUCUCCCAAUUAAAACGGUUUAUCUCGCGCCAAUCCCACAUUUACUCGGUCAUUUAACGACCUGCUGCCGGGAAUAGUUUGCCAAAUCAUCAGCUAAAUUAAGUCCAAAACAAACAGUCCGUUUAUUCUUUCUGUUGUUUGGUAGAAAACUGGAUCACAAAGCCGGUUUUUGGAUUUCGGUUCCUUGGUCUUGUGAGGGCGGGAUCUCAUGUGGUCCAGAAAACCUAGAAAUUAAGAGAUGCAUUGUGCCAUCAUGAAACAAAGCAAGAAAAUUAGCAGAAUUACCAACAAUUAAGAGGAAAAUCUGGACCUGUCAGUAAUACCUAUGAGCCAAAGGAACUGUUGAAAACUGAAAAUACAAAUCCAAUGAAUCAGACACUGUUUUUAUGUUCUACACUCACAUAAUUUAAUACUUUUUCUUGAAAAUCUUAAAUUUGUAAAGUUUUCAAACGUGGACGCAUCAUAUGAGUUUUUUGGUUUUCUCUGGUAAACAGUUUUUAAACACCUUUCUGAUCUGCAUCUCAACACUUGCUGUUUUCUUGAUUGUAACCCAGAAAAUUGUCAAAACAUCUUUGCUGCAUUGACAACUUUUCAACUGAGUUAAAAAUUGUGUUAGCUUCUCCUGGAACAGUGAAAAACACAAAAGUGAUGCUGUAUUUACUCUCUCUGUCUUUCAGCACGUUGCCAUUUUAUUUUUUUACUCAGCAUACCACCACUUAGUCUAGCCUUGUUAAUAAGUAACUGAAGCAGCCUUUAUUGAUAGUUUUCAUUAGAUGAAAAUAUCCUGUUGGAAUAGUAAGCCUAAAAAAUCCCUUUAAUCAUCUAAUUACAUAUUAUGGACUGCUACAUUCAAACAUUUAUAAGAGUUGUUCCGAUUCCAAUUCCAGUAUUAAAAAUUACUCAGAUUUUCCCCAAAAUGCUGGCAUUGGUAGCGACGAGUACUGGAGUCCAGGCACCGAUCCAGUAACGUGAUUUAUUGAAUUAGUAAUUUAUUUACAGGUUAGCUCCGUCAGCUCUGACACAGUUCUUCUUCGCCGAUUAAAAUGGCAUGGAUCAUGGAGCCUGUUGACACAGUUAAGAAGGCUAAGCUAAGUAGCAGCUAAUUAGCGUUAGCAUCAUGUCGUGUUGCAGUAUUUCAUGCUGGAUGCUUCCACCAGUAAGACUGCGACAUGCAACAUAUGCCAAGAAAAUAUUUCGAGGGGUGGCAGGAGUGUUGCUACUUUCAACACCAGCAACUUAAUUAAACGCCUGAAGACGCGUCACGCUAAUGAGCACAAUCGGUACUUGGUAUCGGCCGAUACCCACAGCACAAGUAUCGGAAUCGGUAUUGGGAGGGAAAAAUUGGUAUCAUAACAUCUCUACCACCAAUGCUAACUUUUGGAUUAGACUUUCCCAUUUUGUUUCUAUUUGGACUUCUCCUUCUCAGAUGUCUACUUUUCCACCUGUCUGCAAACGCCAGAAAGUUAGCGGUUAGCGAACAUGUUCAGACUGUUGAAAAAACUUGAUGUGUCCCUUUUUAUGACGCAUAUUAAAAGCACUUUGAUAUGAACAGAUUCACUAAAGUUUUCAAACCAGGAAAGUAAAAGCGUCCUGCUCUCUCCUCAGAUUUUCUACGUGCCUCUGGCUCUGGUCGCUCCCCCCUCCAUCUUCGCCGUCCACAUCCAGCUGAACCUCCUGUACCAGUUCUGGAUCCACACUGAGGUAAACACUUCAAAACACCGUAAAAUUUAGCUGCGCUCUCUUAAAAACCGUGAUCCGACCGAAUAAAGUGAUCAUAGUCCCUGUGCUGAUACUAAUCCGUCUGCUAAGAGCGGACUUUGUGGACGCUGUGCUGCGGUGGAACCUGUGUUCAAUAAAAAAUAAUGAGAUUUUAUGAAAUAUUCCAAACAGAAGCAUGACCACUCUGCCUUUAAAGCGACUGGGAGUAUCACUUUUACAGUCUUCAGAGGGAAUGAAUGGAUUUGAGACGCCUUCCAUCUUUAAGUGCACUAUUAGUGAAAACAGUCGUAAUAGUCACCAUUCUCUGAGCGGAUGUAAUUUAUGCCUCCUUUAUGACCGUUUCUUUUUUUAAGUCACGUAAUUUAUUGGCACCCUGUUCGCCGCGGCCGAGCCCGAGAGUGAAGUGGUGGAGACCCUUUUCAUUCAGGAUGAAACUCUCACGCUCGACUGCCAGACGCAGCCAUUACAUGGAAAUAAUGAAUCACGGAGAGAUUCUGACCAGCGGCGCACAUUUCUGCAGACGGAGAGGUCUGCUGUAGUAAUGUGAAACAUCAGAGAUAUCACAGGUUUGGUGUUAGAAAGAGAAACAUGAACCCUGGGAAAUAUAAUCUGUAAUCUGUAAAGGCGCUCUUACGGAUCUGCUUUAUAUUUAAGAAGAGAAAAUGGUGCGAGUCUGAGUGCUCUUUGGGGAAAAUGUUCUCAAGAUGCAUUUGUGGCCUUGAACUAAAAGGUUUUUAUUAAAUAUAACAUCUCUGUCUUUUGUGCUGUUUUCUCAGCCUCAGUGGUUGCUGUGUUAACAGUCUGUAAAAAGCUGCUCGAUUAACAGACUUACUGAAAACUGUUCGCUUCAUCAUUUAAUCUUGAGCGAGCUUCUAAAACAAAAAAGGAAACCAACGAGAACAGCAACAUUAAGAAAAAUGUGAAAAUGGAAAUGAAAACCUUUGUCACCUGAUAACUUCAGAGUCUCAUAAUGAAUCCUUUCGAUAUCAGGAAGAAACUUUGUUUUUCUGUCCAGUCAGCGGGUUUUAAAGACGUCAAAGUCGUUACUUUAACUUUCAGGUGGGGAAACUCUAUGAGUGACAUGAGAAGACUCAUUGUAUACAAGUCUAUGAGAAAAGACCCUAUUUCUUUCUCCCUUUUCAUUUUUAUUUUAACAAAUUUACAGCCUCAAAGUCUCAUUUUUGAAUAUUUAAUAUGGCAUGUUGCUUGAUUUGAAUUAUGGUCCAGUGGCCCAAUGAUCAAGGUAACCCUCAAACUUAGGUUUUCUGUAAAUGAAAAGCUUCUUCAGAUGUGUCCACUUAAUAUUUUUGCUCAUUAAUUUUGUUUCAACAACUUUUUUUUCCAUCUUGGUUUCAGAUGAUCAAAGAUCUUGGACCUCUGGAGUGGAUCUUCAACACCCCAAAACAUCACAGAGUUCAUCACGGUGAGAAGAAGCUCUGAGUCUAAUUCUUUCAGAUUGAUUACGUCUGCUUGUAGCACUAAAAACUGCACGAUUUGCUCCCGCUCUUUGCUCUGUCUUGAGGUCUAUUCCAAAAAGCUAGUAGCAAUGAUGAUAUCCAAGUGCAAAAACACCUGCAAAAUUCUGCAGCUCUGCACAGUUUGCUCCAGUUUUGAGUUUUACUGUGGUUAAAAUGAGCUGUGUGCAUCUCCAUGCUCUGCUGCAAAGAGCUGCACUGCGCACUCUAAUCCUGACGACACACAACAUAAACAACAUAAACCAACAUCAAGAGCUGGAUGGAGAGAGAGAGUCCUGAUCAUUUCAGGUUUUAGGUAUUCCAGACAUGGAGUUGUUUUCUAUGGCCACUUAAGAGUUUGUGCACGACUGACUGAACAUCCUCUUGGUGUUAAAUAAACUAACUUAGUUCAAAUAUGUCAGCUGACUAAACUCAUGUCUGCAGGGAGGAACCUUUACUGCAUCGACAAGAACUAUGGAGGAAUUCUGAUCAUAUGGGACCGACUGUUUGGUAAGCACGUAUUAUUUUAAAUUCAGAGAGUGUGAAUGUUGAUUUGCAAUCAGCAGAUUCCAAUAUCUGAACUUUCUGGUGCUGACUAGAAAAACACAAUUGGACAAUUUGCGAUAUGUGAAUUUGUCGUAUUGAAGAAAUUAUGGAAGACAAUUUUGAAGCAGCGAAGGAUUAAUGAUUGCAGGUGAACCUAGUGCUUCUCCUGUUUCCUGAAGCACAAACUGAUACAAGCAUGAGAAAGAUGCCCAUCUACGUAAGCCCCGCCCCCUGCAUGCUCUGAGUGAGUUAAUCAGGGGUGGGAGGGGCUUCAGAGUUAGAGUUAGAAUAUCAGAAAAUAACUGCAUUUUUCUGCCCAGAUUCCCAAAAAAACAGAAAACACUGGCGGCCUGUACAGAACAUAUAAUAAUGUUUUCCAAAUCCCCCAUGCAGAUGUUUAUAAAUGAGAAAAUAAAACAUACAGCUUUGCUAUUUACUUAUAGAAACAUAAAUUAUUCAGUCAUAGAAUCUUAAACCAAACUAAACCAUGAAACGUGCGAUCUACUGCAACCAAAAUAAUAAAUAAGUAAAACAAAAUAAAUGACCGUCAGUGAAACAAUGAAGUCUGUGGUGUGUGAAAAAGGUUUCAGUGGCAGUUAUUACACAGACUGUCUACAGAGCAGCAAACAGAGAGAGAAAGAGUGUCAAACAAAUCUUCUCUAGGAGGACAAGUAUUUAUUUAUGCUGUUAUUACUGACGGUCAAACACCGAGAGCUCUAUGGUAUUCAUAUUAUACAUAUGUUUAUGUUUUACAAAGACUCCAGCCAACCUAAAUAUCAGCAUUCAUACAGGGUUAGGGCGCACACAGCUGUUCAAAAUCAUCAUCAUAUAUGUCUAUUUUUUAAUCACGCAGAAGGUAAAACUGAUAUCAAAUGAUUUAAAAACUUUUUCGAUUACCAAUAAAAAGUUCUCAAACAGUCUGUGUCAUCCUCAGGCACCUUUGCUGAGGAGAAAGAAAAAGUGGUCUUCGGCCUGGUGUUCCCCAUCAACACCUUUGAAAUCCUCUACGUUCAGGUGAGUCUUAUCUCCCAUCAGUGAUGUGUCUACCACCGAGCGGCUCGACACCGCCCGUCUGAGCAGAAACACCUUCAGCAGAUGAAGUCUGGGCUCGUGUUUCCCCCUCUGCCUGAGCCACCAAAACAUUAUUACUUUACUCCAAACAAACUGCCUGACAGAGGUGACGGAGGCCGGGGAAGUGAAACACCAGGAGGCGGGUGUUGUGAUUGUUUUUGCUGCCUUCACUUUUUGUAGAAUGAGGCCUGAGUGAUGUUCUGCUAAAGUUAGUUAACACAGCUUCUCUCUUGUCUGUUAAUGUUUAAUUUAUAUAUGUUUUUAUUCUUCUCUCUUUUAGUUGCACUACUUCUUCUAUUUGUGGGGAAGAUCUCAAACCUACACGACUUUGGCUGAUAAAGUGUCAACGUUCCUCAAUGGACCAAGUUGGCAACCUGGUAAAGGUCGGCUCGGGGACCACGUGGACAAUCCUCCGGUUAGUAUAAAAUAAAUGUCUAGAAAAGAUACGAUCAUGUGAAGCUUCAUAUACAAGUCAAUCCUGGAGUCCUUUUUACCUCUGAAGAAGUGGGAUAGUUGUGAAACUGGGGUUUAGUUCAGUGUCAGUACCACUUAUCUGUAAAUCGAGUACGACCCUUAUAACUGAGGCCAGACUAGAUUUGGUCAUCAAAAAGUCUUUUUCUCAAAACUGGCCUUUAAAGGAGGGUCAGUUUACAUCAAGGGUGUCCUAUAUUAAAGUCAUUACGGUAAAUAGAAGCACCUGUUUCUUUAAACGCCACAAACUGCUCUCUCUGGUGGCUCAGAUGAAACAGUAUGACCGGGAUACCAUCAGGCAGUAAAGCAUUUGUAAGGUUUAAAACAAAAAUCUCUAAUGUACAUGAUUUUAUCUGAAAAAGAAAAGCAAACCCAAAUCUCAAGACAGAGAUGAAAGCAAAAUUUAACUGAAAAUAUUAAUGAAACAGACACUUAAAUAAAAAAAAUAUUCAUCACCUUUUAAGGACUGUGAUAUUUGUAAUAAGCGCACAGGUCAGCUGGUUGAAGAUAGAGACUCUGAUUGGUCAAAAGACCAAAACAAAGAUUAAAGGUUUGUCUAGCAUAUUCAGCUAACAGCAGAUAUCAUACUAUUGAAAUCAAAGACUUUUUCAUAUAUCAGCCCCUGAGUUCAUCACUUGGAAACCGUCGGUCUCACGAAGCUAGUGGAUUUUACAGGAGGUCCUUCUAGAUUUACAGCUUAUAUUAGGAAAACAAUAAUUACCCACUGAGCAUUUUUUGGUGUAAAAGAGGUCUAAUAGACAUCUAAAUGUAGCCUAGACGACUGGUCUAAAAUCAGGCUACCACAGGUCUAAAAAUGAGAGUUUUUUUAGACGUCUAAAUUUAGACCACGUCUAAAUCUGGGCUACUACACUCUAUAUUGCUCAUUCAAUUAUUUUGGUUAAAUACUUGGAGAUCUGUUAUGCAACUCAUAGUUGCUUUUUAGAUAAAUAGUUAUCUAAUAAUGGGUUAAAGUGAAACGGCUAAAUUCUGUCUAAAAAUAUACAGAAUCUAGACGGUUGAAAUGAGGUCUAAAAAAAAAACUAAUAGCCGCCUGUUGCUCAGUGGGAACAUGUCGUUAAUUAAGCAUCAAUCCUUUUAAUUACUGAACCCUGAACAAAAGACGACCCAAGUUUUUCAGAUAUACAGUAUUUUGAGAAAAAAACAUCCUUGUCUUAUAUUUGGGCCAAUAUGGUAGUUAGUCAAGUCAUCAUAACCAAAAAUAAGUAAACAAACAUGAAGAAUACAACAGCUGUUUAAGUAAGAGGGACAAAACUGAGCUGAUCUCAACACUGUACGUUGAGUGACGUUGUUGUAUGGGCCUUUAGGCUGAGUCGCCGUGUGGUCUCCUCUGAUUGGUUAAUAGUUAUGUAGCAGCUGUGCACCAAUCAGGCUUCUCAAAAUAAGCUGCAUGUUUUCAAGACACAGGUCACAGACAUGCAAACUCACUAAAGAGAAAUAAAGGCCUGUCGUGAUUUAGAUCAGAAUAAGUUGAUCAGGUGAAGUAAAUAAAAGCUAGUUUCAUAGUGAAGUUGUGUUUUUAACUCAAAAAUAACAAAAAAAUACAACAUAUGAGUUACAAACACACAUAAAAAUAAGUACAAGUGAAGUAAAUAUAUCAAAGACAUGACAAGGAGUGGCAUAUUCUCACAAAGACGCCCUCAGGGUUCAUUAUCCUUCACUCUGACAUGCGAAACACAGACCUAAAUGACUCAGAGCAUUCCUGAUUGAAGGAUUCACAUUUUCUGCAACUUUUACAAGGAACUGCCACAUCAAAUAAAAGCUUUGUAGAGGGAACACAAUAAGUUCAUUUUCACCGUCUUUAAAGGCCGUCUGCGGGAUGAAAACCACAUGCACAUUUAAAGUGUGAAUGUGCAUGUGUGUGUGUGUGCAGAAAGAAACCCAGGCUCCAGUUGGUUAGCUUUGAAAGAACGCUGAUGGUGUCACAUUUUUAGUUCCUUUGUAUUUCACUCUUAAAAAAAAAAAAGACGAAGAAAUAACUCCACUUCGACUUUACAAUGAAAUCUGCUCCUUAAACCCAGUAGGGGGGGGUUUAAAAGCAGCCGGAGCUCGAGUCUAACUGAGGAGUCCUGGAGUGAAUCGAGUCGAAGUCAGCUUGUUGAUUUCUGUUAGUGAGGGAGGAGAAACGAGGAGAAGACAGGACUCAAAGUGAGAAACUACAGAGCAAAUACCUUCAGCACUGGAGGAUGGGAUUUGAGGGGGGAACCCAUAUGUGGUGAUUCAGUUGCUCGGGAUCCUGGGAAACCCCCUAAAUGAGACGCAGGCAUCUGUGAUUGGCCAGUUUUUCUCCCAAAAAGGAUGCUGUUUCAACAUGAAGCCCUGAGGCCUGAUUACUUAUUAAUAAGAAGCACAAAAACAGGUCAAAUGACUCAGGGAAUUCUUACAGAAGGACUCAUAUGUUCCUCUGUGUUAUGAGGAAACCACUACACCCAAUAAACCCUGGAGGACUCUUCGCUGGAACACAACAAACUUGGUUUUAAACGACUGUAUUUUGUGCGAAAGAAAACAGGAACCAUCUCCACUUUUUGUUAGAAGAAACAACAAAAAUCUACAAGAAAUGCUGGUGUAACAUCAUCAAUCAAUAGCUAGACUUCACAAAGACCUCUAACAUUAAACCCUUCAUAAAUUCUGAACAAAACAUAACAGCUGGAGAGGAGUAAUUAUGACAUACAAAAACAAGGAGGGCAUCUUUAGAAGAGAUGGGCACCCCCUGUGGACCUCUGACUCCCCGAGCAGCAGAGCCAGAUGUGUUUGGGCGUCAUGCAGAUUAAAAACACGCCGUUUGGACUGUGACAGUUUUGUUGCUGAGACUAUUAAUGCACUUUCUCCCUCAUGUUUGGAUCAUUGUUUUAAAAUCGGAUCCUAUCCUAUUAUAAUAAUCAUAAUAACUUUUACAGGUGCUCAAAGACGCCUUACAAAGAAAAAGAAAAGACAAUAAAAGAACAGAUUCACAGGUUAAAAUUUAAAAAGGUGUGUUUUUAAGAGUGAUUUAAAAGUGUGGGGGUCUGAACAGUCUCGGAUGGGUUUGGGGAGUGAAUUCCAGAGGGUGGGGAAGGCUGUGUCCCCCCAAGUUCGGGGCUUGGUCCGAGGGCGAGAAGAUUUCCCUCUGAGGAUCGGAGGGCACUGGAGGGGGUGUUAUGUAAAGUGAUUUGUGUCGGUUGAUGUCGUAUUGUGUUGAUUAGUAUUGUUUCCUCUCACUGUGCUGUUAAAUAUUCAUUGUCAAGAGACUGAUAAAGACAUAGUUCAUGGAACAAUAGCGAUUUAGGAGAAUAACUACGUUUUAUUUUCAUGUUUAGGUGACUGGAAAGGAAAUUCCUCAUCAGCCCAGCUGGUCUCUUCCUCAACAAGUUUAUGUUGUCAUCCAUUUCCUGCUGGUGCUGCGGACUUACCAUGAUCUGUUUGAAAACAAGGCGGUAUGUAUUUGAAAAAGACUGCAGAGACAAAAAGACACAUGUGUUUGUAAUCAUAAUUUAAAGUAAUAAAGGGUUAGAUAUUUACAGGGAAGGACUCUCUAUUCUGUCCUGAUGUUGCCGACUUUACUAUAGAUUUAAAGAUGGUAAAAAACCUGUUUUUGUGAAGCUACUGUGAUGUUUACACCCAUUGUAAUCUCUCAUAUAAAGUAUGCCAAGGUGGUCCUGAGUCCAUAAUUUAAGGCUUUCAGAUCUGCGUGUUUGUUUGCCGUAGUUUUUCCACCCGAUUAUACAGUUUGUUUGUUGUGGGUGCUCCGUGCUCGGGCUGAGUCCUCUACUUAUCGUGCAGCAAAAGAGCAGCUCCGUCUCACAUCAUGACAGAAUGACUGAUCGACGUUCCCCUUUAGAGCAACCUUUGUCUAUUAUUUUCCACUCGGUGAGCCAAGAGACCCCCUUCCUCCUCCUCCCUUUAGAAAAAAAAAGAAACAGGUCUCCUCGGCAGUUAUCUUUGGAAGCCUCUUUUCCCCAGACAUACUUUUGGUUAGCCAGAAAGUCCUGUCACGCCCAGCCCCUUCAAACUCUCAAAUAAAACGUCCCGUCUUCUUGUGAUGGCUACCUCCACGGUGUUCCUUCACUUGUGGUCCCCCCACCCCUUUCUCAAACACACACUCAUAUACAGGCUCACACACCUCCCAUCCAGGGUCGAGGUUUCCCCACCCUCCCUGCGAAUGAAACACCAGCUGGUGGUCCAGCAGUGAACACAAACGCCUUAAUUGUCGAGUCAACCAUUUCCCAACCCAAACAGCCUUCAGGAUGCAGCAAUCAGGACUUGGAGGGAAAAUAACAAAGUGAGCGCUCCGGCCUGACAAUAAAUCAUGUCACUCUUAUGUAUUUAUACACACAUGUUCACUAGCUGCUUAUUUAGCUUGACAAUUGAUGAUACACUGCCGGACAAUUUAUGGCUCCAACUUUAAUUCAAAGCCACGAAAAACAGGGUUAUUUCUAACAAGUCCGGCUACUCUUCAAUUACAUCAUCAGCAGGCCAACGUGUGCCUUUUAUUAUAGGUCUGAUGAAGUGUUACUAUUAGAGGCAGAGGGGAAAUGACCGCCUCGUAACAUCUCAAUUAAACACAACUAAAAUGGACAAGCGGUGUUUUUAUAACUGCAAUAUUUAAACUAAAAGACCUGCUGCUAAGAGAGUCCUGAUUUAAAGGGGGGUAGGGUCAUAAAAUCUGAGCCAUAACAUGAAACAAUGGUCGUUCUUUCUUCUUUAAAAGCUCCCAAGAGAAACUUUGGGUUUGUGUCAACUUUGGCGCCCCCUGUGGACAAAUCUGUCUUUGUUUAUUUCAUCUUAUCCUGCUGACUUUUGACUGUCAGUUGUGUUAUUUAUGGUGAAUAUCUUAUGUGGAAAUGGUAAAGAAAAAAACAUACUGUUUCUUUAGCUGCUUGGCUGUAAGGGGAGAGAUGGGAAAGACAGACAUACACGCUGUUACUGGCUCUUAUUCCACAAUGUAAUGAACUCCAUGUUCUAACUGUACACUUCAGCGAGUAACUGCAUGUAAAAUAUUAGUAUCUGCUUUCGCUUCUCUUAUACAAAAAAUGGAUAAACUCUCACUACUGAUGUAUGUAGUUUUUUAUAAGUUUUUGUGCAUUUAUCUAUAAGGGGAGAGAUGGGAAAGAAAGACACACAAAAUGUUGCUGGCUUUCAUUUUCAUAAUGUAACUAACAGCCAGAAGCAACGUGCUCCCCCUACUGGCUAAAACCGGAGGUGUCUUACAACAAACCAAGUUCAACAAAACCAAUCGAUUACACAUAUAAUCUUACAUUUAGUGAAAUUACCUUAGCCAAAUGAAUUAACAUUUAACAUAUUUUAAAGAUGAAUUUAGACUGUUCAUAACACAUAAUCUUAUUUAAUUUAUACUGUUUUUAACAUUUUUUUAAACCUUUUAAACUGAAUGAUCACGUUUAUAUCCGUUACACUUCCAACAGUUACAAGCAAUAUAAUAAAGAUUUACAAAUAAUCACUCUCAUCCUCGACAACCUCGUUUUCUUUUGGAUAUUCUGAAAAGGCAAAUAUAUGAAUUACAGUCCAUUAUAUAAACAUAAAAAACUCCCUCUAGUAGCUUUAAUGAAAUCCACACUUGAGGUUUGAAUUUAGAUUUACCUUCAUGCUUCUGAAUUUUGUUUUAAUCUUUAAAAGUAUUUGAUGUUUUUUCUUUUUGAGCCUCUUUCUACCAAUAUUUUUAAACUUCUGAAUCAAACAUGUUUUGCAAAGUUGUGGUGCACACUGUUUGGUCCAAGUUGGUCGUAAACUGAGACUUUAAUAAGACUUUUUUUUAAUGCAUCGAGUUGCCUCUUGCACUCACUCUAUAUAAGCUGCAUCUUAGUUAGAGAAUAAAUCUGCACUAAACCAUACCUUGAAAUCUGUUAGUUUGUAACUUAAGUUGUGGCGUUGUUUAGUUCUUUACUAUCUUAACUAGUUAAUCGUAACAUCCAAACUACCCAAAAUAUUGGCGUAGACAUGACGCGUAUGCUUCCAGUAGCCAAUCAGAGAAAAGAUUUAUUUUAUUUGUAGAGUUUAAUUGCAAAUCCUCAUACCCCUGCACAGGCUAACAGCUGAAUAAAGCAGCCAUUGACUCCCGUAAUAUGAUGGGAAAACUGGUAUAACUCUGUCCACAGGGGGCGCCAAACUCAACACAAACAAAAGGUUCCUCUCUGGAGCUUUAAUAUGUUAAAUAAAUUAUUAGAGUAAUUUAACACAAAUAUCUGCACUGAUACGUUGGUGUAUUUACUUAGCGGUGAUUCUUUCAAACACGCUGUCAUGAGCUUCACCAAAAAAACGUCUACAAUAACCUCCUGAAUAAUCCGAUUUAUCUCAGGGGAAAUCGGAAUAACACGAUCAGUCUGCUGCCACCAGAUGUUAACUUUCAUUCCUGUCUUCAGCUGUUAUUACUGCAGUUUGACGUUUGUUCACGUUAAAUAUUAUCCUGAUGAAAGAAUCACAGCACACUUCCCCUUCCUUUGUAUUACAGAGCACGUGUGUAGACUCGACUCCACCUGAUGACUAAAAACCAGGGGAUUUGUGGGGGAUUUUCUCCUGAAUGUGUAGCGCCCGGGGUGAUAGAUAACUAAACAAAGAAGAAGAUCAUGUGACUAAGCAGGUCUGGUGUUUCUAGCCCCCUGGGUUAAACACACAGAUACAUUCACGUAACCUCUGAUACCAAAAUAAUUCCCCCGUAAUAACACCGCGCUCUAAAAAUAACUCUACCUGUAGCCUUUGACCUUUAACACGAUAAUCAUUCAGCUUUAAUUUACUCUGACAGUUUAGUCUGACUCACUCUGACGGAUGGAUCGAGGCCAAAAAAUCCCACGUUUGAUUCACGGAAAACAUGAUUAUAUCAGAUCCCAUGUGGGGGUUCGGAUAAUACUGCUCUUAUGGGGGUUUAUGGAUUAUGACUCUUGGAUAAACACAAAGACAUGAGGUUUUAUUGCAUCCUGUUGAUGGCUUGAUUUUAUGUUUACUAUAUAUGGCUGCCCAGUAUGGGAGCAGUCAGUGAAAUUUGGCUGUUGGGCCGAGUAUUGAGUGUCGUAGAAAUCUAAACCUAAGCUGACAGCCUGCAGCAUCCUCAGGAGACACCAUGCUUCCAGCUGCUGCCCUCAGCCAAGGCCGUAGGUUAGAGAAGGAAAAUUAGGCCGUACAUCACGUCCUGUUCUUCUGUCAGUUUCGUGCGUGCGUCCAAAAAAGCUCGGAAAAGGUCAGCGAGAAUCUGCAUGGAACUUCUGCAGAGAUUUUCUGGUUGUUUUGGCUCCGUUUACGGGCUGCAAACUGCUCUCUCUCGUCUGCUGUGGUCGACUCCCCCAUCAAGACCUAUCCAGGCUGAUUAGAGAAUCAGCGUAAACCAGGCAUGGCAGUGAAAAGUAAGAGGCCGAUCGCGCUGAAUUCUCCAGGAUGUGCCAGUACACUUACUCCGAAGGUCAGACAUGUUUUAGUUGGCACUGCCAAGUCAACAGCCCAACAGUCGUGCGGUUUCUGUCUGCUCUCCCAGCAAGCUCUCCUGUGAUCGUAACUCAACCAGCCAUGAGAUUAAUUUAAGGUUUAAGUUGUAAUGUAUUUUUUCCCAACCACAUUUCUUAUUCCAUGCAAAUGUGUUUCUUUUUUUUUCUGAAUCCUAGAUACUGUCCCACUUCACCAUCCUGGGAAUGGUCCUCUACAUCCUGCUCACUCUCACCUCUCUGGGCUACAUCAUCGAUCAGAGGUACAGUGCUGACACUCGUGCAAGUCGUGACUGAUUGGUUGACUCGUUUGCACAUUUAAAGAAGAAUUAACACGGUAAAAGAAAGAUUCAGUUAUGCAUGCCAGCGGUUCCUGAGUUAGGGCAUGGAACUCUGCAAGAUGGCAGACAUGAACAAAAAGAAGAAAUAAAGAACUACUCCUGGUUCUUCUGGUGAGGGAUUCUGGUUCAUUUUAAUGAUCCAGAUGAGGAGAGCCGCCUCUUCUGGCUCCUAAACAGCUCUUCAUUGCAUAGCACCAGAUUAUGUGCAUAAAACCAGCUUGUAAUAUUAAUUCUGUUAUUGUUAAAAAAUUGUAUUUUUUGGAUGUUUCACAUUAAAUCAUACAUUUUGCACCAUCUGAACACCAUCAUUACCGUUCAACCUGCAUCUGAUCGGUUGCACGCCACUCACAUUUACACUUUCAGUCAGUGUGUGAUGUUCCUGAGGUCGAGUGGUGGAGGAAGAAGGUUGUUCCUUUAUUCUUCUUUGUAUUGAAUAACAACAGAACAAGGAAUCAGUUUUGAAAUUAAAGACAGUUCAAGAGCCGGGUCUUACUGCCAACCAGCACAUCACCACUUAUUAUUAUUGCAAGGCUGCAAAAGUUGUCCUGAGUUGACUGUUAAGUCUUAUUUAAAAUGCAAUAUUUAUGUUUAUAUUGUGAGGAUUUUCUGACUUUAUAUUAAAUAUAAUUUUCCUGCAGAAGAGUUUGAUCAAAAGGUGAUAAAUUAGGUAAAUAAACUCAUAGUACUCCCUUUAAAAAAUCCAGAAAUCACUGAUAUAAAAGUGUCACAUGAUACUGAAGUGACAUCUCUCAUUUGAACCAGGCUCUAGACUCUGUAUAAGCUCAUAUUUGUGACCCUUAACACUUUAAAUGACCUCCUAAUAGACCUCAGAUCUCCACUUAUAGUCCCUAAAGACAGUUUCUUUUGUUCUCCAGGCCGACAGCUGCGAUCCUGGAGACAGUACGCUGUGUCAUCAUGGUGACGUUGCAGAGGUACGGCUACGUGGCGCCCCUGCUGUCUUCGCUGGCUGUCCCCACAGAGGUAAGACCACCUUAAGGGUGUGACGGUGCGGUUAUAAUCUGUGACAUUAUAAUUCAACUAGCAAGCCAGUGUAUCUUAAAUUUGGCAAAGUUCAUCGUUCACAAACCUGAUAACAGUUUUGAAUGUCAGCUGGAUUAUAGGUGCCCUUAAAUAGAAAUAAGACGUGACGUGUCGUAAGCAAGUCCGUGUGAUCUGAUAUCACAAGGAAAACCAAAAUAAUAUUUAACUUAUUCAGAAGUGUGCUCUGAUGAAACGGUUCGACUCAGAAGAAAACUAAAAAAAUAGGCAGCAGAACCAGAGAGAGUGUCUUCAUUGGCAAAUCAUGCUGCCCACAUGAGCCGUCUGGUCAGAUCUACUUACAGUUUCUGCAUGAGAAUGCACAAUCUGUAGACAGAGGACUGGAUUUUUGGUAUCAGAAGAGCCAGAAGGUUUUUCAUUUGAAGUGCACGAUUUUUCAUCAACAGGUUUUUGGUUUGUAUCAGUAUCUGGUGUGUGAAAACAGUAAGAGACGAAAACAAAAGACAGGGAAGAAAUCUACACAGUGCAACUUCAGAAACCAUCAACGGUCAUACACAGAGGAUUUAGCUGUGAUUAAUCUAUUUAGUGCAUGCAUGUUACCAGAUACAUAAAAUUACAGCUAACAGUCACUCUUGGAGUGAAAACUGCAAACUGCAAAGAAAGACUGACUAUAUCACAGUCAGAUGAUCACUAAUAGAUUCUGUAACCUGGUGCAGUCUGUUGUUUUUUUUACCUUGUCUGGUUGUGUAAAAAGUCGGACUUUUAAAGUCUGUUAACCUCCUCUCUUAACACAAAUUUAAUACAUCUUCCUGCCAUUAUUUAUCUGUAAUAUUCAACUUUUCACAUCUGCAGUCAUACUCUCCAAAUCACAUCCUAUCAACAAACUUAAGCAGGUUGAAGUGAACAUUAACAGACGCACAGAUUUAUAGCUUUAGACACUUCAUAUAUAAGAGGAUAAACAGGCUUAUAGAGAGAAAUCCUCCGGAGCUUUUAAUAUGAUUAACACAAAGAAACAUAAAACCUAACAUAUCUGAAUAACACCAGUUUAAUCUGCUUUAAUAUGAACUAGAAUUACAGACUCAAUCCUCUUUUUUUCCUUCUAAGAAAGAAAAGAUUUACAACAGUUUCCUCUAAAAAGUCUAAAAGUUUAAUUCUUUCUACUCAAGGAAACAAUCUUUGGCUCGGUUUAUAUUCUGCAGAGAGAAGUUGAGGGUUACCGCUACAGCUUGACCAACUUGUUUUAUUGAACUCACUGAGGUAGAGGGAGGUGGUUCAGUCAGCAGAGGACACUGAAACCUUUAACGAAAGACAAGGCUGAUAGAUUUUUUUAUAGAGAGCACAUGCAUUAACACAAAGUUGAGAACUAUAAUAGAGUUAAAUUUGUAGUUUUCAUUUCCUUAAUCACUGCAGUACUGUUCUCUUCGUAUUAUAUCCUCUCAACAUUGUGGUCUCAGCUCUCAAAGGCAGACGCACCGAUUGUUUUGAUUCACUCAAGAACGUACCAUUGAUUAUUCGGAGGACCUAAACCCUCCUCUAUGUGUCCUGUGCUUCACGUAGUACUCAGACUGUGCGCCGCAUAACUAGCAAAAAGUAGUCAGACACAUCCGUUACUCUCUGUUACCUUUAGUUUAAGAUUGUUUAAAUGAGGUCCAAUGAUGAGGCUGAGUCUGGACUCUCUAGACCUGUAAUCAGACUUUGUUGAUAAUUGGGCCGAUAUUUGGUAUCUGUCUGAUUAUCUGCGUCAACCUUUUAUUUUACAUACGGCCAAUAAGAUUAAUGCUUUUAUAUGAACGAAUAUGAAUGUUUUUAUUUUGGUUUAACAUUUGCUAAAGUUUUGAAAAGUUAUCAGGAAGUUUUUUCAUUUUUACUGUCAGUGCAUAUCAAUUUUGAAGUAUUGAUUAUUGGUCUGAUACACCACUGAUAGUAAAUAUCAGUAGCGGCCCUGAGUGUAAUAUACUGAAUUAACUCGGUGUGUAGAUUUCAUGUGCUUUUACCGCAUCACCAAGUAAAAUUCCAAUAAACUGUGAAAAGUUAAUUAGACGUGCAUUACAGAGAAUUAUGUGGAAUAGUUUAAAUGAUAUGUGAUAAUGAGUCUGAGUUAGUGAAGCCAGCGCUGAGAAAAUGAAACAGAAAUCUUCCAGUCCUGAAAUAAUUGCCUAUUACAGGAAAAUUGUCUGAUCUUAAAGCUGAAAAUGAGCCGUUUAUACUGAGAUCUUCAUAUAACUCAAUCAUGUGUCCCUCGUGUGUGUGUGUGUUGAGACUGUUUGGCAGUUACUGUGUGUGUUGUGUGGUCUAGUUUGUGUGUGAGCUGGGUGCUAAGUCCAGCCCCUGCGGCCCUAUGAUCUACAAGUCCAGAUGCGUCGCCCAAUUGACCAUAAAAUUGGCGUUCCUUUCUGGCUCUGGCAGCUCCAGUGUAGAUGGCGGCUGACCUCUCAUUACUCGCCUUUUUCUUUUCUCUCUUUCUCCCUCUUUUUGCUCUUUCUCGCCGCUCGCCGUCCCAGCCGGUGUGAACGAGAGCAACACUUCUGGAACCAAUUAGCGCCGUCUGCUGCUAACUAGAGCUGGCUGAUGAGAUUUGCACGUGAGCGUUGAAUCGCAGCUUUUUUUUUUAUUGCGCUCUGACUCCACAUCUGCCGCGCUCAGGUGCUCCAAAGACAAGUCGAGGCUUUCCCAGCCUUUUCUCUUCCUCACUGUGAAACUAAAUCAAACUGAAUGAAUUAUGAUUUGCUUAAAGCCGCGUCUAAAACUAAGUGCACAUCCAAUCAGCUUCAGAGCAAAGAGAUCCUGAUUUACGCCGCGCGUGCUGCACGGCUGUGUCGCUUUGACGGCGCUGUAACUUAAAUGCAGUCCUUUCCUGAAGCGAGUCAUUAGGCCUCAUUUCAAGUCGCAGUACGUCACUUUGAGCUGAAUAAACGUCUCGCUCGCAGGUGGGGCUCAUUGAAAAACCUCAAAUUUACUUGAAAAGGCUCUUGACAUAUUUGUACCCUUUACUCAGAAGUGAAGAGAAGAGAGAGAAAAAAGAAAACCACCCUCAAACUUUAAGGUACUCUAAUGAUAUACGAGUCUGACGCAUGAGGUGAACGGCGGGCUCUUUGUCUCAGACAGGGGGCGGGUUUUGAAGUCGUGCCAAUCAAUUAAGCGUCACUUGAAAUGGAGGAGGGGAAAUUCACAUUUAAUUGUAUUCAGGCUCAUGCGACUGUACGGCUGAGAAAAAAAGAAAAGGGGGGAGAGACUACAAAAAAAAGAAAGAAAAAAAACUACAAAAACUAGGUCGGUUUGUGGUCCUUCAAACCCAGUGGUGUGAUAUACUGCACCCUUAAAGCUCACAGUGGUAUUUAUAGUGGCUCUGGAGAUUUCCCUUGUAAAGCUGCAGGCUUGACCCGUAAACCAGGGCUGCCUCUCUCGCUCCCAGCCGCCCACUCGCUCGCCCUAACCAAGAUCUGUGCAGCUCGCGGGAAGACUUCGCUGCUGCACGUGGGAUACGGCUGGUUUUUAGGUUUUAGCUGAUUGUAAGUAACGUGUUUGUUGUAAUCCAGAAUGAUCCAGAAUCUGUACCUGUUAACAAAAGCUGUGAACCUCACCUCAUCAUGAACACGUGUGCAGUCAGACCUGUGAUGGUUUCUGUUUUGGUGCAGAUUCUUAGAGAAAUAUGUUAAAAUAUGUUAUUGUGCACGUGCAUUUUAUGACAAACUUGUAGUUUUGAGCUCCACAUUACAGGCGAAUUAAUUUGGUUUCUGAAAAUUAUGAUUUUAAAUGGAUAAAGACGAGACAAUGACUAAAGCUAGAACUAUAUCAUUUAGUUUAAACUUUUACAAACUUAUGUUUUGUUGUUAUUUAUGAGAAGAGAUAAGACUUAGAGUGUUAGUGGUGGCUCAUUAAAAUUUAAAACUUACAUGUUUUUAGACCAAAAGUGUUCAAACUAUAACCCCUCACCUGUUACUGGUAGAUAAUCAAUCAAUCAAUCAAUCAGAGUUCAUUUGUAUAGCCCUUUUUUACAACCAAACAUAAAAAAUCGAGAAAAAAAAAUCAAAAACUUUUAUUCAUACUCCAUGUUAACAAAAGCAAAACAAACAACAAAAAAUUAAAAUAAAACAAGGAAAACUGUUGGUUACAGACAUUUUGGAGCCUUGAGUUUGAUGAUAAAACUGCUGUAUUUAUAUUUUAAUCCUCACCUUCUAUUAUUUGACCACUCAUACUUUAAUGCUUUGUAGUGCUUCUGUUUAUCUUUAAGGUUGGUUUACUUCGUAUAUUUUUUUAUUUAAACUCUUUAGGAAAGUUAUUUUUGAACACGUUUUCAUUCACUUUCUUCACAACUGAUUCAAAAGUUUGGACACACUGUGAGAAUCCGAAAUAACAUUUGAAUUGAAUAAGAAGUGUUUUAAGGAAUGGAUGGAUGGAUGGAUGGAUGGAUAGAUGGAUGGAUGGAUGGAUGGAUGGAUGGAUAAGAAAAUGGAUUAAAGGUUGGAAAUGGAUGGAUGAAAGACUAAAAGGCUAGAAAGAUGGUUGAAUGGAUUGAUGGAAGGAUGGAUAAGUUUAAAGAUGUUUGGAUGAGAUGAAAGAUGGAUGGAUGGAUGGAUGGAUGAGAUGAAAUGAGAUGAAAGAUUGUUGGAUGGAUGGAUGAUGGCUAAGAUGAAAGAUGGUAAUGGAUGGAUGGAUAAGAUGAAAAAUGGAUUGAAAGAUGGAUGGAUGGAUGGAUGGAUGGAUGGAUGGGAUGAAAGAUUGUUGGAUGGAUGGAUGGAUAGAUGGAUGGAUGGGAUGAAAGAUUGUUGGAUGGAUGGAUGAGUAAUAUGGAUGGAUGGAUAAAUGUAUGGAUGAAUAAGAUGAAUGGAUGGAUGAAUAAGAUGAAAGAUGAAAAAUGGAUUGAAAGAUGGAAGAAUGGAUGGAUGAGAUGGAUAGAUGGACUGACUGAUUGAUCGCAGGGAGAGGUCAUCUCCUUCCUCUCUUAUUCACCUUCAUUAAAGCAGAGUCAGGUAGAGCAGCAGUUAUGAAGCAGGAAGGCUAAAGCGGUUCAGAUUUACCAACCAGACGUGUAGAAGUUAAACUGCUGAGCUGAUAUGGGCUGGCAUUAAGCUGGACUUUGUUUGCCUGAACUAACACUCGAUUCAAAACUUCCAAAUCAAAAGUUAAAAGCAGCUCAUUCUUACCGUGGAGCGACUGAACUCAAACAACAUUUGUUCAUGAAAGAGAAGUCUGAUGAUUGAAAUGGCUGCAGAUUAGUUCUGGUAAUCAAGAAAGCAUUAAUUGUAACAGCAGUUGUUUUUCUGCCAAAGAAUUAAAUCACCUUUCAGCCCACCUUGUUUCAGACCUCUGUGGUCUUCAUGUUUGUGUACUUUUCUCAAAUAACAGGAACUUCAAUCACUAAAACCUCGACCUCUCUGACAAAACGUCUCCACAGUUUAAGAGCACUUUUUAUCGCUGGGUUGUUGAAGCUGAUUGCAUUUUAAUGUCUGCUAUUAUUUGUUACACCCGUCAAUGUGUGUGUCCGCGUACACAUGCUUUUCUGUGUGCCGAGCGUGGAGGGGGGGUAUCGCUGCGUUUGUGCUGUAAUGAUGUAACACAUGGUUGUGUUACUGUGCGGCCCUCCAGUUCGCCUGAAGGCACGGGGAAAAACAUGCUGUCGAGCAGAAACUUGUAUACUUGAGAGUAAUUAGGUUGUUUUUCUCCUAAAUUAGCCUCUAACUGCAGUGAAGUCAGAGUUAUUAAAGAGCAGGGAUCAUGAAAAUACACCUGUUUCCAACUUCUGUGGGACAGCUGAGAGCGUACACCUCUGCUGGUGAAAGAGACCACCAGUAACCACCAGAACUUUAGCUACAUGCACAAAGGGAACAAUCGAUCAUAUAGUGUACUUUGAGAUGUUUAGGUGCAAAACAACCAACUGUGUAAUAACUGGAUUUAGCAGCAGUGAUGUUGUCCGUUUGUUUUGUGAAGUAUUUUGAAGCCUUGUUGCAAGGGCUGGGCGAUAAACCGAAAAUUUACCGAUACCGAAAUUUACAACAAUAACUGACGUCAUUUUGCCCAUAUCAAUAUAUUCAGUGUCAAAAUAAAUAGAUAAAUAAAAAUUGGUUUUGGAUGUGUGUAGGUAGGCUAUGGUCUCAUGUCCCUUUAAGACGCUGUCCAACGUCAGAGACGUGACUCCAACCAAUCCAGUCUGUAACAAAGAGGGAAAGACGUGAGGAGAUGGAGGAUGGUUCAAAAGUUGAAGCGGCGGCUGGAUGAAGUUAAUGUGGGAGGGGGUGAGCAGCUUGUUGAGUAGUUAUCGUCCAUUUAUUGUUAUCGUGGUGAACGGAUCAAUAUAUCGUGAUAUUGAUUUGAGGCCAUAUCACCCAGCCCUUCUUGUUGCACCCUAUAAUGUAAUAAUUUAAUGAUAAUGUAAAAACAUCUAAUAUUGUUAUGAAAUUUGCACUUAAGUCAAGCGAAAUCAGCAGUGGUCGCCAUAUUUGUAAUAUUGACUCAACCCAAUUUUUGGUCAACCUACCAGAUGCGGGCGUUUAUCCCUCUCACAAUGGGCCCACCUGAUGAGUCAGCUGAUUCACCGCUGAUUAACCUUAAUUCACUCUUGGGUCCGUAAGCGCUUCUCUUCUCUGAAACCACUUUUAAACCAGGCUGUAAUCAGGGUUUUUUUUUUCUCUAAAAAAUGUUUAUUUUAAGCUUAGUGUGUAGGUGGUUUCUGGUGCUUCUGCUGCCAGCCUCUAGUGGACACUCAGGGAACUGCAGAUCUUAGCGCUUCUGCAUUGACUUCAUUUUUCAAGACCACUCUGUCUUGCCGCUUGGUUCAGACGAUGUUACAUCUAUAUUGAAACCUUUUAAAGUGUGGUCACAGAGCCGUCAAGUGUGGUGUUUAGGGACCGUUGGAAAUUCAGCUACAAAAAAGAAAACAGUCAACUCUGUCUUUAUUUAUCGUCAACACUUUUUAGGAUUUGUAAAAUCUUUCAAUGUGGACUAACCCUUGAAAAAUUAUUCAUCUAAGAUUUGUAUUCUCUGUUAUUUUAAACCUGUUCUCAAGUUUACCGUCACAUAUAACCGUGAAAUGAUUAUAUACAGCAGAUUCUGUGGGCAUGAAAUGUUGGAAAAGUUAAAGCACCAAUGUAUCCGUUGGCAGACUUAGUUCAUCAAUCGUUUCUGCCUUUCCUCUUUUUUUCUACGUAGAUGACAUUCUGGUUAUAAAUGAGCUCAAGAAGUGAUUUAUUGACUCAUGCAAGUUUGACACUUGAGAAGCCAACUCAAAUCUACCUAAUCCAGCUCAAUCCAAGAUAUUAAAAAACUCUGAAGCUGUUUUCACACCCCGUUUGAUUUUCCAUCUUUUCAUUUCUGUGCUGAUAGUUUUCCAAUCGUAGAAAAACGCCGCUUUGUGUCAAACUUUUUAGAGGCAGACGAACGCACAGAGAGGUCAGGUCAAUAUUAUGAAGACCAUGCUCGACAAAAAGGCCCAGAGUUAGUUUAUCUGUAACACAUCACCUGACUUUUCUGCUAAAUUGUUGUCAAUCCCACCCCGUCUUUCCCGCUCUCACAGCCGUGAGCGAGCAGAUAACGGAGAGAGCGGUGAGAGGUCAGUGUUAUCUGAGGGAGUAGUUUCCACUCGGGAGACCUCAGGUGGGAGAGGUCAGCCGCCCUUUCUCUCUGCCGGAGCAGGAAUGUGUGGUAGCGAGAAGCAGCGCUGAGGUUAACAGGAUUGUUUGGAGCAGUGGAAACUCAUGACAUCAUGUGAGCGCUCGCAGGAGUGGAAAGGAAAGGAAAUCUCCUCCCAGGGAGAAAAUGGAGGGAUUUGAAAGAGAAACGCCGGGCAGGACCGUCCCGUUGGAGUAAACAGCGGGUGGUCGAGCGUACACAGUGUGAAAUAUUAUCACUCAAUGUGCAGGGGAUCGAGCCCGUCAAAGAGUAACCGCUUGGUUUAUGUUGUCAAACCACUUGCCAGGUAAAGCUGUGGAAAUCUCUCAGAAAUUGGUCCUUUGGGGGAUCUCCAGCUCUAUUUAGUUUGGCUUUGUGGGGUGAGUUUCUGCGGCCAGCAUCGACUUUCUUUUGAAUUUGUCUUCCUAUUUGUGCUUUAACUCAUGAGUGAAACACAACAGUCAUCCAGUUUAUGAUCCAGCUCCAGAGCCAACAUGUGAACCUGAUUGAACUUGAGGAGGGAGGCAAUGAAACACAAACAGUUACCGUAGUUAAGUGGGAGUUUAAGGUAUCACUAUCUCUGAAUUAUGUCUCCUGUUGACAACUUUUGACUUUUACGUCGGUAUAAUUCAGACACAAUUGGACUUGGUAGAAAUGGAUUAUUUAAUAUAUGAGAAUAUUUAAAUUACGGCAUCAUGUGUUACAGGAGCUUCUUGACCUUAAAGACCACCAUCACAGAGGGGUGAGCGAGGGGAGCAUUUCAAUCUAGAGUGACCGCUUGAUAUCACCAAAUAUCCCCGUUUCUUCACCCUUUCCCUUCAAAAUAAAGGAACAUUCUGUUAUUUUUAUUCUACUUUAUCACAGGCCCGAUGGCAAGGCUGAUUUAAGCAGGGAAUAUCAAUGGAGCGCAUCCUUAUUUAGCUUGUCCUGUCAGUGCUGAAGUAGAUAUCAGAAGUCCCGCCUCUUCUUGAUUCUGAUUGGUUUAUGGUCAAGAAAUGGUAUUGACACACACAUUGCUUUAACAGUUGAUCUAUUUUCAGCUAAAAGUAGCAGAGGAUGGCAGACAGAAACAGAUGUGCUCCAAACCACUGUCAUGGACCACCUGAUAUUGUUGUGUGAACAAACUCAAACUGUAAUAACAGAACAACACGACAUAUCAAUUUACCAUAAAAUCCACUCGCUUCGUGAGACCAGCAGCUUUUUGGGUCAUUAUGAUCAAUAAUUUUCAAAAUUUUAACCCCCAUUAGGAAAACAAAAAUAGAUGCUGCUAGCACAAAAAAAUAGAAUUUUAAAACGAACAUGUCCACUGUUAGUGAAGUUGAGUAGAGUGACCAGGGCCACACCUGGUUGAGUUUAUUUUUCUCUGAGUAACAUUUCCUUCCAGUUAUUAGUCCUUAAACAGCUCUGUGACCAAUCCUGUUCAGUUUUGUAGAUUUUAUUUAUGUAUCACUGAUCUGGUGAAGAACUGAGAUCCUCUCCUGGAGUUAGUUUCUGUCUUGGCUGUUUCUUUUGCAGUUUUCACAAUCAGAUGGCGAGGUAAGCAGUGCCAUGCUGUAAAACUGGUAAUUUGACCCCAAAAGGCCAAAAAAUGACCCAACUAGAGCAGCCACUGUGGUAGGGAAUCAGAGUUAUUGUGCUGGAGUUUCAAAAAAAAAAACAAACCCUGAUAAAAUCAGUUAAGAUUAGAUUAAAGGAAUAAAAAAAUUAAAACCAAUUACACAUUAAAAACAGCUAAAAAAAACAACUAAAAUCAGAUUUACAGAGCAUAAGCUGAUGUUGCGUGCUCUACAGUUUUAACAUCUUCAGACGAUUCUGCUUUUCCCUUUUUUUUUAUCUGUUCUUGUUCUUAUUUUCUAUUGUAAACACUCUGACAACGAUCUAACCCAAUUUUUUCUUCUUCUCAUUGAUAUUAUUAUAGUAAUCCAGCAGAGUCUGUCUUCAGAGUCCUAAUGCUAUGUAGAAAAGGCUCACCCUUGUCAUGAAGACAGCAGAGUAAUAAAACUAGAUAAAUGUAAGAAUAGCACCUACGAAAGGCAGGUCUAUCGAUGCAUGGCAACAAAACACGAUGAAAACAGCGUUUAAGAUGCACCAAGAGGGAAAUUAGCAUCGCUUGUCCGACAUAAAUAAAAGUAAACUGUCGAACGCCGCCUGUGAUGACGGAGCAGAUUCAUGCUGUUUUCUCAUUUCAGUGAAGUUGUCUCAAAAAUCCGCUGAUGCACUUGGUUAGACCGUUUCUCCUAGAAACAGACUGUAAACACGUCUGAAAAGAGGACUACUUUAAAAUGAUAUGAUUUAUUUUAUGACCAAGCAAACCUUUUUGAUGUUUUAACUACUUUUAAAGUGAAAGGAAACAGAAACAGACAAUCAGAGUCGAGAACGAGGAAAGACAACAACUCCCAAUUUUAAAGUUAUGGUGUUUCAACUGCAGGACCUCUUGUUAGCAGAUCUGUAAAGUGACUUUUAUAACUGAAACCACAUUUUAAUGCAGUAAAAGAAACUAAACAAAUACCUUAACUUUUUAACUCGAGGUCCUUUCGUGGUUCCUCCCUCUUCCAAACAGCACAUAAAGCUGAAAAUCAGAGUUCUGCUCUCAAUUUAAAGAAAAUAACAAAAGCCUUUCAUAAAGUUAAAAAACUGAUAAGUCAGAGAGUUCGUCCAGUAAAAUCUAUCAGAAUAAUUCUGAAUGAAGCCUCAGCAUAUUGAUUCAGUAAUCUUUAUGAGAAUGAAAGCUGUCAUCAGUCUCCUCUCACUUUAUUAAUCCCCCGCUCUCUCCUCCACACUCAUUGGCUCCCUGGCAAACAGUCACACAUCCGAUAGGGCAGUAAAGUAAAACUCUUCAAGGGUCUUUUUUUAUGUAACAGUCCAAACUUCAGUAUCUUGCCUGAAAUGAGUCGGAAAAGGCCUCCAGCUGCCAGCAUCUGUCAACAGGAGAGGGUCAUGGAUUUGGACGGAUUUUACUGCUAAAAUUUACGCAGCUGUCAAUUCCGAUUGAUCCGCAAUUAGCAUGUUCGUUGUGCUGGACAGCUACACUCGUCUGGACAGACAAAGAAUCCAUUUGUAAUCAGGAGGCCGGGUUCAGAUCAUUCCUUGAUGGAGACUGGGAUCCAUUGACAGGACAUUUAAUACCAUGUUUGAUUGCCAAAAGCUUUACUGUCCAAUCAUAAGUCUGGGGAUGUGCAUCUUCCCUCCACACGCCAUAACUUUCCGAAGACAAAUGCUGAACCUCAACUUAUAUUUUGGUAGAUUGCAGAGCAGAGACGACCCGCAUGAGCAUGAUGAAGCUGGGAGAGCCAAGCUUUAAGAGAAUCAUCAAACCUGACCAUCAAGAAGAGCUGAUAUUAGAUUAUUAACAGAGAGAGGAGAGCAGGGAGAGGAGCAGGAGGAGGCAGGUGUGUGUUUUCAUAUAUGUCUGAAAAGCCAAAGGACAGGUUCACAAGCGUGCACAAGCGCUAACUACUUAACAACUUCAGAAAGUGAGAGACAUCAAUUAGAAUCAUAAUUAAAUACAAGCCAAAGUUUUAACGUUAUAAAAGACGUCAUAAAAGCUUGAAAAGACUGAAUGAUUUAUCAGAUCUGACACCUGUGAUAGCAUGCAAACAGGUAAAAAACUCAAAUCUGUCAGUGUUUAUGACUCACUUUACUACGAGUGGAAUCUGGUGUUUACUUUAGUCAUACUUAGGAUCUUUGAAGAAGUUUAUACCACCAGGUUAGACAGACAUGCAUUGGUAAACAAAGCAGAUGGACGAAUGGGGCACUUUCACCAAGCGCAAGUAAACUCAUCUACUCGCUUAAUUCGCGCGAAUCUAGACGCGUGAAUGAAGAGUAUUUACACGCUUCAUUCUCAUGUCAACGGUAAUUUCAAUGAUAAUCACUGCCAAUUCAAACGACGGGAUCAAGUGAUAAAGAUUUUUCACAAUUUACCAGGUAAUCCGACUUCCUCACUUGCCUCCAGGCGAACUCCUUUUUAUUCCAGUGUCUGUAAUUGAGAGAGAAGGUAUCAUAUAAUUCGGGGCACCCACACACCAACACGAUCAGUUCGUCCUUCAUUUUAGAUACCAGUGAACAACUGUCCGUUUUCAUACGGCUCCCGACAACCUUUGUGUUGAUUAGUUAUCGAGACGCGAAUAUCUGCUCAAGUUGUGACAUUUUCAGAUACCACCCAAUUCGCGUCAUUCGCGCUGCCAGAGUAGUCCGAGUGUCUAAUUGCGUCUUUGCAUUGAUUUAACAUGUAAUUCAUUCGCGCCAAUGAUCUUACUCGCGCUUGGUGUGUGAAGACAGGAAGAGUCUUCCAGUUUUAAACAGGUGUGUAAAUGUAUGUGAUAUGGAACAGUUUUAUCCUGUGUGGAUUUAGUGACAACCAAAAACAGUGAUUUUCAGCCUAUACGGAAACUUCCACUACAGAGUCAUGUCUGUUUUUAAUGCAGUGCUAAGGUCAGGGAUCUCUGCUGGUUGUGGUUGUGAGGUAAAUCUACAUCCCAACCCUCACCUUUGGGAGGUAACCAACAAAAACAAGCAGCCAAAUCCCCUUUUUUCUCCCCAAACCUUUCUCUCAAAACAUCCUGUCUGUCUUGAAGCAGUUAGUUUAGUUGCUCAACUUUCAUUCACAGCAUCUAUUUGUCCGCCUUUCCCAGCUUUCCUUUCAGCCUUUCAGGUCGAAUUAUUGUCAUCAGGGCUUGUUUAUGUUGUUAAAAGAGACUAUCUGAUCUUAUUUCAGAUUUUGCAUUUCAUCAUCUUAGUCAAAUAAACAUCAGCUGGGCAGUAGAUCCUCAAUUAGUGUGUUUGUUGUGUUAACACCUCAGUCCAGGCUGGAAAAAUGGAGACAUUUUUUCUCAUCUUUGAGCUGAUUACAGCCUCACCGCUUGUGUUGCAGAACUCCAGAAUCGGUCAUUUUGAUCACUGCCUCUAAUUCAUGUGGCAGGAAAACAGGAUGCUGCUUUGAACUGCACAGUAGGUUUGGAAAAAAGAUGCUUUUAGUUUCAGAAAUAACAGUGGAUGGAGGAAGAGCAACAGAAAGUCAUUCAUUCAUAAUUUGCCUUUCUGUGUACAAACAAAGGACGUAUUUUUAAAAAUAUGUCUUCUUAAGUACCAAGAUUAUCAGCCCAAAAAGCAGAGUCGACUUGCAAUUUGUCCAUUUAUUAUUAUAUCCAAUAUAUAUUUUCUUUGCAGGAAGUGAUUUGGCCGCCGUGCACUUUUUAAAUCCUCAAAAUUACACUUUUGUGUUUUAACUUUUAUGAGGAUUUUCACUGGGAGUUCAGAUGCAAACUGUUUCUCCUCCUUCUCUCAAAACUGGCCAAAAAACAAACCAAAUUAAAACACUAGAUGAUGAUCUUUUGUGCCCAAUAUCAGCAGACUGAAAACAUCUGCAGCUAACGUGCACAGGUACAUCUCAACAAAGUCAUCAAUAAGGUCAAUUCGAAAAUAGAUAUCACUCUUCUUGGUGACCUGGAUUGUUUGUCUCUUUCUGCUCCCAAAGGCCUCUGACUUUUGUUAAAUCAUCCAUUUGUACCAGUUUUUAACUCCAGAUUGAAGUAAGUGCACGGUUUGUCUCACAUCAAUCAUAAACUCAGUAAACUAAAUCAUCUCCUGAACAACCGUAACACACAUUGACACGGUGCUGAGUCAGCGCCUGGUGUGCUGAGGCCAACUAGACGUACGUUUAUUCUGUUUAGGAUUAAAUGGAACGAAAUGGAGGGAAGGAAGAAGCCAACAGGAGUCGACUCAUGGAGUUAAUUUGUUUGCAAGUCACCUAAGCUUGUUUUUUUAGAUGGGAUUCCUUCAGUGUUUACGUUUGCAGAUGGAUUAUAAAGGAACCAACAAAGAUCCAAAGUUUCUCUUGCUUUCUGUAACAAAUGAAGUGUUUAAAAAAGCCUCAUGGGAAAAGUUAGUCUCCUUAUGGAGCUUCUGCUGAGGCUCCAUGUUGAGGGCUAUAAAAAGCAUAGUCUCAGUGAUGUUUCCUUAUUUGUUUCUGCACUGAAGAAGGGUUAUAAAGGUCAAAGACGGCAGUGGCCAUAUUGGAAACACUGACUCAAACUGACCUUUGGUAAACCUUAAAAGUGACAAAGGAGUUGAGGCAGCGUCCUUGCAAACAGCUUUAAUGUACGAACCUUUAAGUGACCCCCCAAUGACCCCCAACGCAGUGUGUACACGUCAAUAAAUGUGCUAUUCAAGCCUAACCUAUUUACUGCACCAGAAUGUAAACAUGUUAGAUUUUGAUGUAAAAAUUGGCAUGUUAACAUUGGUGUCAAUGGGACUUUGUUUGAUUUGGAGCCAGCCCCAAGUGGACACUCAAGGAACUGCAGUUCUUUAGUUUUGGCUUCAUUUUGUCAACUCAGUUUAAGCUUAUUAACUCCGUUUAAGCUUUAUCUUUUUGGCAAAUUUCCGAACUUGUAGACAACAAAGAUGUGACUUGAACCGGUAUCAGAGUGAGUCCACAGGUCUGCACUUGAAGAAAGAGCUCUGAAAGUAAAGUAUCACAAAGCUGCUGUGGUGUUAAGUGAACUGAACAGAUAUGAAACUCUUCGGGAUGUUUUCAAUGAGCCGUAACAGUCUAGGUGCGCCAUCUUUGACCUUACAUGUGACCUUUUUUGCAGGCGUACGGUAAAUCAAAACAAAAAACAGAUGUGAAAGUAAAAACCUCCAAACAACUGUAUCGUUUCAAAUCUGCGUAUCAUCAAACUACUUUGUGUUUUUGCUACGCUUUCAGCGAGCAGCAACUGCACUUUCACAUGUGUUUUGUCUGGCUGCACAGCACAUGAAUGUGUGACUGUGUGUGUGUGCAUGCGUGGGAGUGUGAUGGCAGUGAUUCUCAUGGCUGUGCUGCAGAGUCGGACCCUCAGGAGGGACAUUAACCUGCACAGCGUAUCCUUCCUGCUGCUCAAACAGCCCGUGCGCUGAGACGUAUAUCUGCUUAUAAUGAACAGACAGGAAUUGAUCUUUGAGUGGAGGCGCACAUGAGCAUGUGGACAUGAACACGUGGAUAUGUGUGUACAUGUCACACCAUGUUUCUUCAUACUUAUACAUGAUCCUUUUUAACCGCACAAUAGAGACGCACUUUAUCUUAAAUACACGGUGGUUUAAUAUCCAACUUAAAGCUAUUAUGAGGAGUUUUUUCAUGUUUAUGAAAUUUAUAUUUAUGGUUUCAGAAUAUACAAUAGUAAACUUUUAUUAGGCAGCAGGAUGAGACUUUUGGUCAAAGGACUCUACUUUUGCAUGAAGAGGACAAAAUAAGCAAAGACUGCUUUGUCCACAGGGGGCGCCAAAGUCGUCACAAACCAAAUAGUCCUUACAGGUGUUUAAGGCAUUCAAACGAAGAUAUACAAAUAGUCAAUCCUGUCCCUGAUAUCAUAUAUCAUGUAAAAGCAUCAGUGUGAAUAUCAGUCCAUUUCAUAAACAUAAAAACUCCACAUAGUAGCUUUAAAUCCUGACCACCCAACCGGUCUUAAAGUCAGAAAAGAUUUUGGACAAAGUGAGUGCAGUUUUUUAACAGAGUAGUAACUAGUUUGCCAGGUAUCGCUAAAGUUAGCAGUAGCACCACUAACUCUCAGACCUUCUUGCAGGUUAACAUUUACAUACAUGUGCUCAUCAUGCAUUCCUCCAGUGGUGGGCGGCUGCACUACAGCUCUAACAGAGCAUAUGGCCGACAUUUCAGGCCUUCAGUAAUAAAUAUGUCCGUCUCUUUCAUGCUUUAAAUCUGCUCAUUAUUAGCAGACAGGAAAUGUUCUCUGUAGAAUAGAUAUGUGUGUGUGCGUCGCGCCUUUCACCCAGACUUUUGGGGAUUUAUAUGAACAAGACUCGUCGUUUUUUUAAACCCGGUCGGUUUUGGAUGUUUGCAGUUGUUUAAAAUGGUUUAACUGAACUUUAACUAUAAUUCUAUCAGUGAUGCUGUGCACCCAAUAACUUUGGUAUUCUUUUUGAAUGGAAUCUUUAAUAGCCAGGAUUUUCAUGAACUUUAAAAGUUAUUAAAAAGUUACAGAGGAAGAUCUUAAAAGUUUUGCUAAUGUGUGAGAUUCUCUUAAAAAAUAUAACAAACCACUUUACAGUGAAUCUACUUCCCUUACAGCAGGUGCACAGAUCUAGAAAUACAUUAUCAAUAAAUAAAUCCUAUAUUUUAUGACUGAAAAUCAUUAUGACGUGUUGCAAACUGUUCAAACUCCACUCCUCUGCCUCUGCAGCAAGAUUAAAAGACCCAGAUCCCUUUCUGAUACACUUCAGUCCGGGUCUGGUGGACUGUAGCAGCAGCCAUGUGUAGCGGGGCUCUGCAAACAUCCUAUUACAGGUCGUACAUCACAGGCCUGACAGCAGCCGCUCUGCACUGUUUUCAUUUCAAUCACCAGUGCAGCUGUGCAGGAGAGCGGUGUGGCUCUGCCAUGUUAACCCGCAGAGGGCAGGACGACGGCUGGUCACCGGGGCAACACAAUGCACCCUGUGGUGUUAAGUAUGGAUACGUGAUGUUUAAUGCCCUCUUGCAGCACAGAAAAUGACUGUUUUUUAAAUGUCUGUACGGGUAUUUUAUGGUGGGUUUUUUUGUAUUGUCAGACCUCAAAAUGUGUCUUUUUGUGUUUGCACCGUGUCUGGUCACUGAAAUCUACAUCCAGUUUUAGACAGACCUGCUACUUAGCAACCGAAAAACAGCAAUUAUGCUCGUGGUUGACCUGUCGAUGCCAGUGGCUGAUAAAUAGAGACGAACAGCUGAUGAUAUAGAACGCUGAUUGUUAUUUUGCUUCUUUUUUGUGCAACUUUUAAAAUACAACAAUUUCAUAAUAACACCAUGCAUACACACUACAAUCUAAUAUACAUGGUGAACUCACUGGCAAGGCUGCCUGCAGUGUCUGCAGAUAUUAUUGGUGCUGAUUAGUUCAAUCAUUUCUUGGCGAGCAUAAUUCCUGCAAACGUCAGAGGAUUUUUGUCAAUUAAACUUUCACCAGGACAAGAGAGUUUGGCCUUAAACUAAAGAGUCCUCUUUUUCCCCCUGAGUAAAUAAAGCUCUUCAAAGAAGCAGAGAAAAAUCCACAAAGCCACAUGUUUGUGGUUUUUUGUAUAACUGCCCUUAACUAAGUACCUUCAGCCCCAAAACAAAGUGAGUGCGAGCUGAUCUGCUGAGAUCCCCACUUUUGGAGCCGCUGCUGGCUGGUCGUAGUGCUUAUUUGUAGACGAUCAAACCCGCUUCCUUCCACGAUGUAAUCUGUCCCACAUGGAUUUCCACAGAGUCCAUUAAUAAGAGGAGAAGAGGGGUACAUGAGGAGAGAUGGAAACAGGGAGAAGUGGGUGCCCUUCUUCUGCCUCGACAUGCGGAUUUGAUAGAAACGUCUGUCAUGCUUCGGGCUCUCUGAGUGAAAUGUGAUUUGCGAGGUUUGCGCUAAACCUCUCGAUCCCAAUCCGUCUCCAUGAAGGACAUGAUGCAGUUAUGCUUCUCUGUAAUCUGCUUUUACUUCAGAGAAUUCAGACCUUUUGUCUCCACGUUUAAAAUAAUGACAUUAUGCUCAGAAAACAUGCUGUAAAAUGGAUUAGACUUUAUUCUGACUAUCCCCUCAUCGCACCUCUUCUAUUAACCCCGUUGGGCACUGAAGUAUGAGGCGCUGUUUAAGCUCGGUCUGUAGAGCAGGCAGCUCGUGAUCAGAGGUGACAGAGAUUUAGACCUGAUGACCCUCUGGCUUGUGCUGCAUGUCAUCUUUAAACUCUCUUGUUCAGUCUUUACCGUCAAUUAGGAUAAAAAGAAAAAAACCUUGUUUGUAAUAAAGUUUUCUUUACAUUCAGUUUAUUUAUUUAGCAGAUAAAGUUGAGGUAAAAAAAGGAAAAUGAUAUUGAGAAAUAUGGAACAUGAAUGAAUUUGUCUGAUCUGGAGUACUUCUUAGUUUUUUUGUUUUUGUUUGUUUUUUUGUUGUUGUUUUUGUUUCGUUUCGCUUUGCAUUUCUCUCUGCCGUCCAAAGUGACUUUCUUGGUUUGUUUUUUGAUUUUGUUUUAGUUAAAAGUCAUCUAAAGCUCAGAAAUACCUAAAGAUGUGAAAAUUAAACAAGUUUUUUGUGGUCCAUAGAUAAUUUCUUUCUUUUUUUCUCUUAUUUUUUCUUUGUUUUUAUUCAAUAAAUUCACCAAAAGCUCCAAAGUAGUCUGGAAUGGGUAAACAGAACAAAGAUAUUUCUAGUCCAUUGAUAUAUAUAUUUUUUUGUUUGUUUGUUUAUUUUAUCUUGUUUGCUUCGUUGUUGUUUUUUUUGUUUUUAUUUUUUUUCCUUUUUUUCCUUUUUUUUCGCUCAUGGAAGCAUUAAAGCUCCAAAGUUUCCUACAAAGUGUAAACAGAGUAACGUUUCUGUAAUCCAGCUUAUUUGUUUCUAUUUGUUUUUUUUCUUCUUUGUUUUCUUUUGUUUUUGUUUAAUCAUGGAGUAAUCACAACCUCCAAAAUACAAACUUAUGUGUCAAUGAUACAAGGUCCCUCAUGUUAUAAAAACUAUUUUGUUUUUGGUUUCUAUGUCUAUUUUUGUUUUGUUUGUCAUAAUUAUUAUAAUUAUCAUUAUUAUUAUGACUUUUUGGGACAUUUGUAGCUGUCAGAAACAUCAAUUAUAGAUAAUUUCUUCUAAUAUUGACUAAUGUAUCUAUCUAUAGGUUUGAUCAAUUACUUUGAACAUGGAUUGAUCACAAGCUACUAAGUCGUUUGGGUUUCGCCGAAGAAAAAUGUUUGAACUUAAAGGAUCAGAGCAGGUAAAAAACAGGAGGCGGCCUUCGCUCCGUCUUUCUCUUUGUUCCGUCAGUCGCUCAGUUUCUAUUUUCCGUCUGUGUGGAGGCAGAUUUCAGAGCAGGUACUGAGAGGUAGAAACCAGAGAGAGCUUUGUGUUCCUCUCUCUCUCUCUCUCUUUCUUUGCGCCUCUCAGAGGAAAACAGCUGCCGUGUCCACGAGGAAACGCUGCUUUUUUUCCCAUCAGGCCGUUCUGCCUGUGAUGGACAGCGGUCGGGGUUUUGGCUCGGGUUGCGAUGUAGGAUGCAGUUUAUGGGCCAGAACGCAGCGAGGGGUGGAGGCCCGGCUGUUUCUGGCAGAAAUACCCCCUCCCCUCUCCUCUCUUUUCUGAACAGCGAGGUCCCCCAUGACAGUGACCUCCUGACCCCACCGUAAGAGCGUCAGGAGAGAAGAGCUCUGAGCCCACUCUCCACAUCUUCCCCUCUGUUUUCUUUCAAUUAGAUUUCACUUCCACUGUUUGCCUUUCUGCUCACUGCUCGUAAAUGAUACCUGUCACACUUUCUACUUCAGUCAUCGACCUUUUCUGGGGUACAAUGAUCCAGCUGAACAUUUUUCAGCACUUAAGUCUUUUUCCUCGUCUUUUUCAGUCUUUGAGAGGGAAACACUUCUGAUGUUUAUAUGAAAAUAAUUCGACAUGAUGUUAUUGAAAGAGAAAAAACCUUUCUGUUAGCUUACCAAACGUCCACUACAAUAAUCUGUCAACAAACUGUGUAAAAUACUGUGCAGGAGUUUUGGUUUUUCCCAAACAGUAAAAAGCUAAUAUUUAAAAAAUCAAAGUUAAUAGAAAAAUAAUUGAUGUUUGUUCUGAGUUUUGGUAUUUAUAACUCUUUACGGAAAUAGUCAGAACAGAACAGUAAUGGUACAGGAACCAUUACUGAUACUAAUGCUAAUAUAGGAACAAAUACAGACAGUGACAACGAUGCCAAAACAGGAACUAAAUAUUGAUUCUGAUACUGGUAUAGAAUCUGAUACUGAUACCAAUAUAGAUUCUGAUGAAGAUAGUAAUAAUUAUACCAAAACAGAUACUAAUACCAAUGCAGAUACAUAUACCAUUACUGAUACUGAUACAGACAGCAACAAUGAUACGACUACAGAUACUGACACCGAGAUACAGAUACUGAAAACUGAUACAGAUACUGACAUUCAUAUAGAUACUGUCUCUAAUUCCACUACAGGUACUGAUAGUGAUAAAGAUACAGAUAUAGAUACUGAACCUGACACUUGUACAUACUUAUACUGAUACUUUUACAGAUACUGACACUAAUAUAGAUUCUUAUGCAGAUUCUGAUGAUUAUACCCAAACUAUUACGAAUACAGAUACAAAUACUAUUACUGAUAUCCAUAUAAACAACAACCAUGAUACUACGAUGAUACAUGAUACAACUCUGGAUUUGUUGCAUGUUCCUCCUCAUAUUCAAGCAGUUGGCUCAUUUACACUUGCACAUUAAAAAAGCACCUGAAGCGAGCUUAAUCACCUCUUGUUUGUUAUUGUUUAUAAGGUGUCAAAAGCUUUUAUUUUGAAGGAAACAGAAGCACAUCUGGUGUAAUUCUCUCUCUCUCUCUCCCUCUUUGUGUUUUUCAGGCCUUUGUCUCCCUCUCUCUGCUGUACUGGGCACUACAGGGCUUCUCGCAGCUGCUCAGUAUCAAGAGGAAAGCUGACUGAGUCUGCACCAGUGAUGAGCCUGAGGAAUAUUGUUAUUUUAAAACAUAAUUUCUAAUAUAAUUCUAUAUAAACACAUUUCAAUCACCUAUUACAGUGUAUUUAACCGUGUCUGUAGAUGUCAUCUUUCAACUUUUGCUGUUUUGUAUUGGAGGAGCUCGAUAAAAGCUUCUGCUUGAUUCACUUUUUACUUGAAUUUUAAACUGUAUUAAGUCUGUUUUUAACAAAAGCUUCAUGUAAGUUGUCCAUAUGCCUCUUUUUAAAUGAGUCCGGUGCUGUUUGAACAAAGGUGCUACUGUGAUAAUUCAAGUACUAAUCACACUAACUUGUCUGUAACCCCUGAGCUGCCGUGUAAUGCCUUUACUAUGCAACAUAUACCUCUUAUUCAGCAAAUAACUACUGCUCACACUGACGGCUGAUAAUUGGAGUUUUGACUUGCACAAAACUGUACGGUACACUGUUUUCUUCUUCUGACUGCAAUAAAACACAACCCUGCCUGUC